GUAAAAUGUCAGCAAGUUUGGAGAUUUUUCUUAAGAAGACUAAUUGAGCACAUAGGGGUUAUAACUAGCAAAGACUGUGGGCACAAAAAUGGAUACAAACUAAAAGUUCAUUACAGGAGCUUUAAUGUAAUUGAAAACAUUACUUGAAGACACAUUCACACAAGUAUCUUAAUUAUAGUUCUUUUAAAAUAAAGUAGCAUCAUACUUAAGUAUCAUAAGGACAGAAGGAAAACAUCACGUCAUACAGCUUACAUACAAGAAUUGCAGUUAAACACCUCGAUAAUAAACAAACAAGUACAACAAGCAGAAACAAGGUGCAUUCACUGCUCAAAAGGAUUUUGAAAUAAUGACAAAUGUACAAAUUUAUGGGCAGAAACGGAUGAAAAUUUCAUGAGCAGUAGAUGCUAAUGCCAAGUACAUUAUGGACAUGACAGUCAUAUGCAGUUAUAGAUGUGAAUUUAUACACACAAUAAAACACUUUUUUUUCUGGUACAUUUACUUACAUUUAAUCAGUAAUGAUGAGACUCUAAUACGUUUAUCCAUUCAAGUUUUCAAAAGCUGACUCCAAGUGUUGCAGAUUAAACAUCCAGUGUAUAUUUACUAUCCUGUAGCUAUGCAAAUGUCUAUAAAAAUUGGUCCUGCCCUGUUGCAACAGGUCAUAAAUGUUUAGUCCUUGCCUGUGAAAUCAGUUAUGACAGUAUGCAGGAGUUCUGCAGAUGUAAAUAUCUGUUAAUCAUUUGAAUGAUCCAAUAAUUUGAUCUUGAUGGCCAUGUUACACAAAUCUUGAUAUUUUUAAACUUUUACAAAGUCGAAACUGGUGAUAAAAAGUUACCCUUGUAAGAUGAAAAUAUCUGCUACGGUUUACCUUAAAGGAAAAACACACCGGUCGACCUUAAACUUUAUAAUUUAGGGGGGCUCGCUCAAGUUCUAUGGAUGACGUCCGUGUCACUGAUUGGCUGUUCCUCCUCGGUAUCCAAAUGAGAGGGUUGGGCUGGUGGAAACGAGUAGAUGACGUCAGUUCCCCUGUUCACAGUGAGCGAAACAAACAUGGCGAUAGACUCGAAUGGAAGGAGCUUCACACUAACUUUAUUUGUCUUUUCUUGCGUUUUUGCGGGCAGAGAGGCCGAGGCGGCGGCUACGGAGGCGAGGAUCCCCCCUCGGAUACUCGGCUUUAGGUUAGAGAAGAGCGAGACACCGGCAGCGACCAGCGAGAGAGGGGUAGUUCAGGUGACCGAGGGCAGCGACACCCUCUUCAGGUUCUACGGGCUCCACUUGUCCCCGGACACCUCGAAGAUUCUCGGCUUCACGGAACUUUACACGAGUGAUAAAGAGGAUGAUGAUUUCGGUGCCAUCUUGGUCCCUUAUAACAGAACUUGUCCGGACAUCUCGAAGGAUAUAGCAGUGAAGGGGUCCAUGGAUGUACGGAACCAGAACACCUCCGGAGUGGUCAACCUCCAGAUCAAACAGCUCCGGAAGAGCGAAGUGGUCAAGGUGUUCGGUUUGUGCAUCCAGGACCCCCAGGAUAAGGAGUGGUACAUGCUGGACGACAAAGACGGUAGACUCCGUGUGGUGGAGCAGAAGAAGUCCCUGAUGCCUUUAUGGCUACAGGUGAUCAUCGUCUCCUUCCUGCUCGUGCUGUCCGGGAUGUUCAGCGGACUCAACCUGGGUCUGAUGGCGCUGGACCCGAUGGAGCUCCGCAUCGUGCAGAGCUGCGGCACCGAGAAGGAGAAGAAAUACGCUCGGAAGAUCGAGCCCAUCCGGAGGAAAGGGAAUUACCUGCUGUGCUCGCUGCUUUUAGGUAAUGUCCUAGUCAACACCACCCUCACCAUCCUCCUGGACGACCUGAUCGGGUCCGGGCUGGGCGCCGUGGUCGCCUCCACAGUGGGAAUCGUUAUUUUUGGGGAGAUCGUCCCACAGGCUCUAUGCUCCAGACACGGCCUGGCUGUUGGCGCAAACACCAUCCUCGUCACAAAGUUGUUCAUGUUGUUGACUUUCCCUCUAUCGUGGCCCAUCAGUAAGCUCCUGGACUGCGUGCUGGGUCAGGAGAUCGGCACCGUGUACAACCGGGAGAAGCUGGUGGAGAUGCUGAAAGUCACCGAGCCUUACAACGACCUGGUGAAGGAGGAGCUCAACAUGAUCCAAGGCGCGCUGGAGCUCAGGACCAAGACAGUGGAAGAUGUCAUGACCCCGAUCGGCAACUGCUUUAUGAUCCACAGCGACGCCGUGCUGGACUUCAACACCAUGUCAGAGAUCAUGGAGAGUGGAUACACCAGGAUACCUGUGUAUGAGGUCGAGAGGUCCAACAUCGUGGACAUCCUCUUUGUGAAGGACCUGGCCUUCGUGGACCCGGAUGACUGCACCACCCUGAAGACCAUCACCAAGUUCUACAAUCAUCCAGUCCACUUUGUGUUUCAUGACACCAAGCUGGACUCCAUGCUGGAGGAGUUCAAGAAAGGUUUGUGGAAAACUUUUGAAACUUUGACAGCUUUGUACCUACAGAAGUUUUUUUUUCAAUCAAUCAGUUAAACCUUAUUUAUAAAGCACCUGCCAUUCAAAUCAAACACAACUCAAAGUGUAGUACAGUGAUCAGAAACAAGGUUACUACUUCUGUGGAAAAGCAGUGAAACAGACAUAAUAUGGAACACUUGGAAGACCUCUUCAAGACCCUUGAAUACAGCAACUUUGUGUUAUACAGAUAGAUAGAUAGAUAGAUAGAUAGAACAUCCUAAGAGAAAAAAGUGAGAUAUGAAAAAAGUGGGCUAUCCACUGGAAGUACUAAUAUGAAAUGAGUAAUAAAUAUGAAAUGCGAAAUAUACAGAUGGGAUAAUAAAGUACAAGUAUAGAAGCUACAGAUAACCUAGGAUCAGGAUGAGGAUUAUACUUUUGCAUCACAGGAGCCUUUUGUCCUCAAAGGCCACCAUAACUUCUUGGAUGAGAGGGGUGAGCAAGGACGCUUAUCAGUCCUGACUCUGACUGUGAGAUAUCGCUAAAAUCCUCACUUUGACUCACUAAACUUUGACGUGAACAUAGGUGAUAAAAUCUCUUUUUGUGAAAACAUGAUGUUGACCAUUGCUAAUUUGAGUAGCUGCAUUGUUUACAGUCUGAUUGAGGGAGCUAUCAGAUUUAGGUUUAACACUGAGUUUAUAGCAGACCUUUGACCCCAGUGUGUAGAAGGUGAAGAUAUAAGAUAAAAGUGCUUCAUCAGGAAAGUGGAUGUUUGGAUUAAUCCUGCCUGCAACAAAACCCCCAAAAAGUUUGGAGUGAGAAAACAAGCCAGUAUCAGGGUUUAUCUUAGUAUGGCUAUGUUGGUGUUGUUUUCUCGACGGCUUGGAUGAUACUCAGUGACCUUUAAGGCUUCACAAUCAAUCAAAACAUUAUGAAAACUUGCCCAAGAUAAAUGCACAAACUGUAGUUUCUUUCUGAAUAGAAGUAAUAUGUGGCAAACUAGCAUAAUGAUAAAGAGGUGAAGAGAAGGUGUGACAGACAAGGAUCAUUCUCCAGGUGUAAGAAAGGGAAUAAGUUUGGUGCAGAUCCUUGAAAACUGCUAUUCUACUAAUCUAUCAAAAUAAUGAUUUAAAGCAGACAUUACUUGUCUGUGUGUGCAUGUAGUCUCAUAUUAGGAGGCAGCUUCUGUCGGCCAGACUCCCUCGUGCUCUGAGUGUUCGAUAUCAAAGACGUGCUAGUGUCAGAUUUCAAGCUGGAAGUAUUUUCUCCUUAUUCAGGACAGAUAUAAAAAUCAUGUCGCCUUCUCUAUUAUUUAUAAUGAAGUGAGUCUGGAUACAUUUCUAAUAAGUUCAUAAAAGAGAAAUUGUUUUUUACCCCAGAGUUUUAAGCUUAAACAUCAUUUAAGGACUUGAAUCUUCCUCCUGGCACCCUCAGUCAUCCCACUUUCACUUCUCUCUUACACUUUGCUGCACUGCACAAAAAGCACACACACGCAUCUGCACGAAUACUACAAAAACAUAAGCACAAGAUUGAACUUACAAAAAAAAAAUUUAAGAGCACCUGCUGAUGCAAGUACAACAAAACCAGGCGUACACAUGUGCAGACUCUCUCAGGAGGAUGCGCACACACUGACGCCAUCCCCUGCAGGGAUAUAUUUUUCCUCUCUCAGGCAUCUCGUCUCAAGGUCACAGACAGUAGACACUCACAUGCACUUUCAGUCUACAUCCGAGCACUGUGAGAAAGAGGUGAUCUUCUCUGCUGCAGCCUCUCCAUCUGUCAGUGAGGCGUAGUAGUAAAGGUAAACUUUGACUGAACUUGAUUGGUAGUUUGAGUUCCAUGUUUGCAUCAGAUGUCAUCGAAUAGAGUGUCUUAAUUACCAGCUAGCUUUGCUGCAUUGCACAGACCUCAGAUCAGCUGAUUGAGUUUAGAGCUGCUGCUGCUGCUGCUGCUGCUGCUGGGAUGUUGGUGUUAGUGUGACAUUUGGCAAAGACGUGGCUCUGCAGCUCAUCUAAGUAGGUUUGGCUGGUGAGGUGGGAGGGUUUGGCAACAAGCUGCACCACCUACACACACAUCCACACACACUGAAACACACACUAUGUUGGCUCACAGCUUGGCAGAGAGAUUUACAGUAAGCUUUUAUGAGAAUGCAGUGUAUAAGGAACGGAGUUAAGUUUACCGCAUCGAAGACAGGCCUGAAUUAAAACUGUCUGUCAGAUAUUCACAGGAAAUCAUCUUUUUAAAGAUCUUAAAAUAGUUAGAAUAUUAAAUGAGAGAUGUGUGAUGGAGGUGACAUGCUGUGUCAGCAGGAUCAUGUGUAGAGUUUUUGUAAAAUUGAUAUUUAACGUGAACUCAGUAAAAGUUAGGGCUGUGCAAUAAACUGUAAUUUUAUCUAAGGCUGGAGUAAUCAAAUACUAAAUUGAUUUUUAGGGGAUUAGUAAGUUAUUUAAUGAGAAAGAAAUUGUUUUUUUCAGUAAAUGCCUUUUUUUUUAAAUUUUUCUAUAAAACAGUGCAUUUCCCUUUAAUAAUUAUAAAGGAUAAUCGUACCUUGUUGUAUCAUCGGCCUAAGUAGAUAUAUUAUCUGACCGACAUGCACUUAAAGUGUAGUUGAUGAGGCAUUUAGUGAAGACAGAGAGGGUAAAUGCUGAUAUUCAUUGAGUGGGCACAUAUAUAUAGCCUGGCCAUCCCUGCUUAUGUCAGAGUCCCAGUUGUGCCACCCCAACCAGAAAGUCUGGACACACCCCUGCAGUGCAGCACAGAAAAAACUGUGGGACCUGAGUGUGAACAGACGGUCAAAUUUGGGCAACAAAGGCUGCAUGAAAAAUUUUCUUAGAGGAAACUCAGUCCAACGUCAACUUCAUUAUGACAAAGAGGGUAAAAAAAAAAAAAAGAGGUGACUCUUGUACUGGCAGGAUGAGAACUGUGGUCAGCCUGAGUGUCAUAUGUGGAAGUGAAACCACUCGCCAUGAGCGCAACACAGUUAAGGAUUAGUCACCCACAAGUUGAUCAGGUUGAGAAAACAAACACCACACAGAGCGACAGGGAGGCCUCUGCUGCGUGUGCUGGUUUUGAUUAUAAAAAAUAGAGACGAAAACAAUCGUCCUUCGUCUGUCACUAACAGGAUGUUUACAGUAUGACUGUAAGACCACAGUAAAAACUAAGGUUAUGCAUUAUUAUACUGGCCUUAAUAGAGCUACCUGGCUUAUAAUUUAGAUUCAGUCAGUCAAGUUAGUUUAAGUAUGAUAGAAUAUAUACAAAAUAAAUAAUACAUACAAUUUUUAGUCUACAUAAAGACGGUGAAUAUUUUGAGUUUAACUUAGCUUGUAAAGAUGUGUUUACCUGUGUUAGUCUCCACAGACUGUUUGGAAGUGAUUGUUGAGGGAAAACUGAGCCAGUGAAGAAAGGUCCCUCAAUAUGAGAGACAUUUGCCAAGAAGCCAAGACUGGAUAAAACUUCAACAGUUAAAAUAGAUGCUAAAACACAGCAAGACAGUUAUAGAGUGGGUUAAAGACAGCGAGGGUCCUGAAUAAACACAAGCCAACAAAACAAAUGCAGGGAGAUUUUCUAGUUGGCAGGAAUUCUCAUCCACCUGCGUGCCAUGUGACAAUUGAACUACUAGUGACCAUGUUCUGUCACUACAUCUGCUUCUCUGCCUCUUUUCUGUCCUUGUGUUUGAACUUCAUGAGGUCUGGAUGACACAUGCAAACAUAAUGUAAAUGUCACUGCUGAGCACAGAUCUGUAUGUUCUUUCAAACAUUGACCACCAGCCACAAGAAGCAGCAAACCCUGGCAAUCAUAAUUUAUGUGUUAUUUCAGACAAAGAAAGUAAGUUUGACGAGCAUUUAAAACUGAAUGCAGCUUCUCCAUGUUUAGUUCAGACUCUUGGCUAAGAAGGCAGAUCUGUCCCACAUGACCUGAGUGGCCUGGAUAGUUCAGAGUCACAUAGCACUAUCACAUGUAUAGGGUUAAAAAACGUGGACCAAAUUGUGUAAAGUUUUUUUUUUACUAAGAGCUAACAACAAUGUAGAGACAGCAGACGAGAGGAAGGGCAAAGGUUAAGAACCUCAAAGUCACUCUUCACUCCCUGAACCAAUGCAAAUCCACACAUCUGCAUAAGUGGCACAUACGGUAGAGAGGAGAGCCUGCACAGUGGAAACUUUGAUUGGUCUUUUACUGUUCAAAUCUCACUCAGGUGGCUCUAUGUGAGAGCAGAUUGUGUUUUCUUUUGACUUUCCUCCGCUCUGUGUUCAAUAAGUGAUAAAUAGAUUCUUCCUGAAAAGUCAUCAAACAAACAUGAGGAGUAUUUAUUUAAUAUUUUUUAUCGGCUCCACCUCCUCCAGUUGUACAAAGGGAACCCCAAAUCCCCCAAUUCAGCACGGCCAAUAGAAAAGCAGAGUCUGGGGUCAGACGCCCACAGUUAUGGAAAGUUCAGUGGCCCUUGAAUCGCUGUUUAUUUCAUCUCCUGCCUUAUGUGGUGCCCUCCAGGAGUGUGAUUGGUUGACAGAGCUGUCAAUCGUAGUGUUGCACCCUUGUUUUGUAGCAUCAAAUUAUAGAUUAAAACAAAACUUUGACGGAGAAAAAACACUUGUGCAUAAUUCCGCAUAAUAAGAACUAACUAUAAUACCAGAAAUGAUGGGUUAGGAAACAUUAUUUGGUAUGUAUUUGGAAUUAAAAGUUUCACCUAUGUUCGAUCUGCUUACAUGAAGGAAGCGGGCAUUUAAGAUCUUGUAUCAGCCAGUCAGGGAAACUUAAGGUGUUGUCCUCUCUGUUUUUAUGUGUGCUUCACAGUACACUGCGCCCAUUAACAAUGAAGGGCGUGAACUUAUCAGCACUCUUUGAUUGUCAAACCGUCAUACAUUCAUGUUGUGAGUUAAAAUCACAAAUGAAGAAAAAGUUUGAGAACAUUUCUCUGACCCACGUCAGCCUCCACGCUGUGAUUUCGCUGACGGGGUAACCUACGGGUUUAAUUUACUCUCAGCCCUCCUGCCUCGUCUCUGAGCCGACUCCCCACCAACAGCUCAAGUUCCUCUCUCUUGCUGCUCGGCAUCUGUUACCACGGUGAUGGCAUCCAGCAGUGUGAGUUUGUGUACACAGGUUUCUUUAGGACUUGCGCUACAUAAUCAAAUCUACUCCCAGGACCUGAGCUGUUUACUCAUGGGGGCGCCUACUGUAUACUCUGACAUUUUAUCCCUCAGUGUGUGUGUGCGUGACCUUUAAGAUGGACUAAGCAGUGACCUUAUUAGAUGAGAUGAAAAUUUAAUGACAUGCUGACUGUCGUGGUAGGAAAUGAUAAUGACAAACAUCAAAGACAAAGUUCAUGAGAUUCUUAUGUUUUGAUGAUAAAAACAUUUUAUGAAAUCUUAAUACAGAAUUUUUUAGUUUAUUUCUGAUUGAUUUUUUUUGUUUUUAUGGACAGCAGAAAAAAACAGCUGCUCUGAUCAGCCAAAGCAUUAUGACCACCUGUGCAAUCUAACGUAACCCGAUACAACUGCUCUGCAUUGUUUCCUACUGGACCGUCACACUGAGCUUAUUCUGACAAUAUGUUUGCCAGCUAAUUAGUCUGAGGGGAAAUAACCAACACUUUCACAGGUGCGUGUGUUAGAAUUGUGUUUCCCUUCUGUUAUAAAUGGACCACAUUGGAUUGCAUCUGGGUCCUUUUGCAGGUGUAGGACUUUCUGAUAAACGCCUUGAAACUUGGAACACUCUCAGGAAAUGAAGCAGCGUCUGUUGGGUCUGUUAACCAUCAGGAGUGUCUGCAUUGUCUGCUGUUUAUCACUUAUCUGUUCAGCCCACCCGGCCUUCAAGAUCCUUGUUCUGUGUGUUACCGUUUGACUGUUUGGUAGCUGUGCAACCAAACAACUUCCUGCACACUGGCAGCAUUUAUUUGACUAAGACGUGGCUCCAUGUGGGAAAAUGUCUCCUUAGAUUAAUGCUGAAAGUUUGUGUAGCUUUAUUCUGUCUUCUGGCCGGACUGGCAGGUGCGUCUCAUAUAGACCCCACCCACUAGGCAGGACCUGAUGGCAGACUCCAGAUCUCAGCAGCAGGUUGAAGCCGAGGCUGAGUAAAGUCAGUCACGACUCUGUCAUGUGCUCUGACAGCCUGACCUCUGUAACCUUUGUACCUCGCCACACACUCAUUAAACACACUUCUGCCCACAUUCUUCCUAACACUCCCUCCUCUUUAACACACAGCCCAAUACAAAUCUUAAUCUUUGACCCCAACCUCACUGUGAGCGAGACUGUAUCAGAAACAACUUUAGAAGUUUCUACUACUUUCCAGUGUUGAGUGGAAGAUUACCCAACCUCAGCCUGAUAGGUGCUGACACAGGGCAGACCUGAAUCUCCACUCCUCCUUUUGUGUCCUGGGUGUGUCUCUCAGUCCUUUCUUACACAUACCCAACAUCUUUACCUCCAAUUAUUAUCUAACCUCCUGCGAGCUGUCGACCUCCUCCUUCUUGAUUAGAUUUGGGCUGUUUUAGUUCCACCUGUAGAAGAUCCAACUCUGACUGCAGUUAUACAUAAAAUAAGUUGCCAUGCAAGAAGAGAUCAUGUUUAUAAAACAAGAGAACUCGGAGCAGGAAUCUGUCAGAUAAGUGAACAAUCUGAAACAUUUCAGAGUCCCUCCUACAUUAUUCACGACGUCAGAUCCAGGAAACAGAACCCACUGUGAAAGUAUGUCUAAAGCUGCCUGAUUAUGGCAAAACUCAUAAUCUGGAUUAUUUUGAUUGAUAUUGAUAUCAAGAUUAUUUAAAAACAAUCACCCAUGAUUCAACAUCUGCAUCUUCACUUGUAUUUUUACACUGUGACAUAAAGGAUUUGAGCUGUUUUGCUACAUUUUGUCACAGGCUGCAGAUUGAAGAAAUCAGUCAGUCUUUUCAGGCUUUUAUAUAACCUCCUUCACAACGUCACACUGAUUGUAUUCAGAUUUUCUUUCACUAUUCAUCCCCUGUAGUCAGUUUAUUCACUCUUGUGCUUGCUGCAGCCUCUCACUCCUGUCGUGCUCAUUCUGUCCCUCGGCUUUUUAGACACACACACAGAUAUUCACACCUGCAUCCUCCUGCUCCUCUGUAGCUGCCUGAUGGGAAUCAAAAAUAAAGAAUUUGACUUAAGUGUUGGGAUUGGAGCAGAGGUGAAUGUUUUUCAAAGAGAAAAGAGCUGCAUCCUGCACUGUGGAGUUUGCAUGUUUUUCUGCAUAGGUAUAACGUUAGCAAGGUUCACAGAAUAAUGAAAAACCAAAAGAACGACUGGAUCUCAAAGUCGUUCUCAUGUCCUCUGUAUCAUUCUGCUGGUAGUUCCUUCUGUUUGUAUGUCAACAAAUAUUUGGCUUUCUAUUUAAAAGAGACCAACCCUCAGGUGCUCUGAUGACUCACAGAGAGUAAACACGCACACACACACACACACACAGAAUCACGCUCACAUCAGCUGACUUCCUUCUCUUUACCUCUGUGAUUUCAUUUGUUGAAGACCAAACCUGCACGAUUGGCUCAGAUAUGAAAACUCAUGUUUCAUACUCGCUGUUGUGUAAGACUGCUUCUAAAAACACUUUCACCAAUCAAACUCACGGGCAGAUUUUUCUUUUAUCAACUCAACUGUUUAAGCAGUAGCAGCUCAGGGAAACAUAAUCUCACUCUCUGUUGCUAUUUUUAGGUUUUAAGCAGGUUUUUAUUACAGACCCUAGAUUUAUUUUUAGUCCUUGGAAAAAAAUGUUUUGAAGCAAAUCCUACGAAAUAAGAAAUGAGUGUUGCUCUCUGAGAGCUCUGCCCACAUUUUCUUCAUAAACUCCACUUUUACUUAUAAUACCACAAAUGAACAUUCCUCAGUUGUCCUUCCUUGCUUUGCUGUUGUCUAUUUAGUGAAGCCAAACUUGAAAUUGCUUGCUUUGAUUUGCUUUAAAUAACUGAAAAGCAGUACAGAAAUUCAAGUACCUUAUUGUAAUCCUCGAAUCUCAGAAAUACGGAAACGGUUUCACAGUUGAGAGACUACAAUCUGGUUCUGGAUACCCCAGCCUAGCUCUAGUAGAGGGAGAUACAGUCCCAAGAAUGGCCACCCUUGCAAUCACACAAGCCUUGGUGUAGGGAGACAUGAACAUAGAGCUAAAAAGGAUAGAUCAGCCUGAGAUCAUCCCCACCAUUGUGAUUUGUGGAUUGAGCUCCUUGACAGCUUCAGAUCUCUUCUAUGAUAAACCCCAGUCAUUAUAGUUUUACUGCCUAACAUGCAGUUUUAUAUUGCAGUAAUCUCAUGAUGGUUUAGCACUUUUUAUGAAUGACACUCCCACAUAAAAGAGUAUCAUUCGUUAUCAUUUAGUCAUGUAUCUGUGCUGUACUGACAGCUGGAAAUCUGAAGCAUCCUUAUCAGCCGCCUUCUUUCCUUUCCUUUCCUGCUGUUGUUGCUCAAAGUGCUGACACUGCAGCCGCAGUCCUCUCAGCUCUGACUUAAGUGUGUAUGUUUGGUGUGUGUCACAUCAUCACUUGCGUACUGUGUGCCAUAACAGUGUAAGUCAGCAGGAAGAAAGAGGAGCUCUGCUGAAGUGACACCCUGUCUCAAACAAGAGCACAUGUGGUUGUCUCACCCCAUCUUAAACCUGAUGUUCAUCAUUAUAGACCAGUUAUGGUCAUUUUAUUAUUUACAAUGAAGAUUUUUUCAACCACAUAACAGGGACGGGUUCUUUGGUUGAGGUUAAACCCUCUUUUGAAAAGCUGAAAGGGUUUCUAAGAUUUGGCUAUAAAAGCAGGUUAGCAGGGCUUCAACAGCGAACCUGCUCAUGCUGUAUUUGAUCAAGCAUGUGUGACUGUUGGGUGCAUAUUUGUGGUCACACGUCUUUGUCUCAGCGGUCAUGUUUUGGAGUGCGACGCUGCGGUCAGGGUUGCUGAUGUGCGUCCAGCCGGGGUGUGUUUUGUGCGUGGGCGGUAUGCGUGUGGCAUUCCUUUCCCAUACAGACUCAUCACGCUCCCCCUCGUCCUUUUGUCGCCAAUGUUUCAUGUCAACAAACAGGCCGGCUCGCAAGGCUGGUGAGGGGAGAGCUAGAGGGCAGAGAAACAGACGGGAAGGUCACUCGACCCAUUGGGAGUAUCUGUGCAUGCAUGUGUGUGUGUAUGUGUGUGAGAGAGAUCUUUGAGACACUGAUUCAUGCCAGUUAAUGAUAAAAUGAAACUAAAGAUAAGAAAACAAACCUCAACACACAUGAAAUCUUGUGAAAUGAAAUCGUCUGAAUCUCUGAAACCUCAUGUGGAGGAAGGUGUUGCUGUUAGAGCUUCAUGUUGUUCCUUAAAAAAAGAGAAGCUGCUGCCUUACUCAGCAGCCUUUAGUAUCUCUGACAAAGGUGGAUGUGUUUCUCAGUUCCUCUUUUGCUCCUCUCUCAAUUCUCAUGGAGGGUUUAUAGAUUUAGUGCGAAGGAAAUAGUUGGUUGAUCUAGUUUCAAGCACAUAAUUCUUACUAUGAUCACAGACACAUACUGUAUAUUGGACUUUUACUGAUAUUUGAAAUGCCAAUAUCUUUAUUUUCAUUUUGACUGAUACCAAUAUAUACACUCAUUUUUCUCUUCGUAAAAUAUGAAAAGUUUCUCUCGUAAUAUAACUUACCUGUUGCCCUUAUGUGAAGGUCUGUUUAUUUGAUUCUAUUGUUUUUUCAAAUAUAGACAUUUCCAACUCUUUAAAACAUUUUCAUACAGCCAACAUGUCUAAGCUCUAUGCUUAAUUCAUUCCCUUGUUGGACGAUAAUAAUACAAGCUAAAAUUUUCAGAUCAGCUGAUACCAAUUAUGAACUUCUCAAGCUCCAAAGAAAACUAAAAUGAAAGCGAUUAGUUUAUAAUACAAGGACUUUAUUGAUCCAGACUAGGCCUGCACGAUAUAUCGUUUGACUAUCGUCAUCGCGAUGUACGUGUGUGCGAUAGUCACAUCGCAGAGCCUGCGAUAUUGGAGGUGAAUGAACUCAUUUAAUUUCAAGGGUAACGGACUGAGAUACACCCCAUGUGACUCUGCAUGUGCUGUGCAGCGAUCCACCAAUCACCUUCGUCCUUAACUCAGUUGCCAAUCAGACUCACUUCUCAGUUGCCAAUCAGACUACCCUGCCAGCUGUCAAUCAAAAUCAGGGAGGAGAAAACCCACCCCUGCACAUGUUCUGCACAUGGAGGGAGACGUGUGUCCGCUGAGAAUUACUUUCGGAACUUUACUCAUGACUAUUAAGCCCAACAAAUAAGAACUGUAUGGGUUUUAAAAUGUAUAUUUCCGUGGACCACUCUACUAUAAGCAGUGCGCGUUUUGCGAGGUGCAUGCAAUUCUCGGAGGACAUGCGUUUCUCGGCACAACACCGCUAACAACAACAACAACGAUUACAAAAUGAACAACGAACAAGAGAAAACCACCGAAAAUCAAGAUUUGUUGCCAAAAAGAAAAGGAAAGUCGGUUAUCUGGAAUUAUUUCGGUUAAAAGAAGGAUGAUGUCGACCAAAACACGUGUUCUGUGUUCAUCUGUCGCCACAAUAACGUCCCAGCACAAUAAAAGCUAAAAAUAUCUCUGAGACAGACAGAAGCCGUUCUACUAACAUUCACAAAAAGAGGUAAGAUCAGAGCAGGUUAACUGUUUUCCUGUAUUUUUAAUAUCGCAAUAUAUAUCGCAGGGUUGAAAAAAAUCGCAAUAUUAUUUUUUUCCAAUAUCGUGCAGCCUUAAUCCAGACGGACAUUUGUUUGUCUGGAAUCUCAUCUCAUCUAGUAUUUAUAGAAUAAUUAAGGUGUCAGAUGGCUGUGGAUCAAAAGAUCAUUUGAAUCUCUCCGCCCUGCAGCAAAGAGAAAGGAGCCGUCCACCACCGCCACCUCCAUCAAAGUGUUAUGAAGUGGAUGAUCCAUGUUUUUUUGUUUAGAAUGGCCCCCACCAUGGCCUCAGUGUGCAUCUCUCCAUCACAUCCUCCAGCGAGUCCAACUUGAUUCCAACCACAGAGCCACUGUUUUCGCUAGUUUGUCACAUGUUGAGUCUGCAUCCUAGCGAUUGUUUCAUAGAAGAUAUCUUACGGAACUUCAGCUGUUGCCUUGGGUGGGAUGUAUACAAGCAUUGUUAUGAUAUGACUGAACUCCCUUGGAACAUAAUAUGGCGGAAGAGCAACUGCCAACAGUUCAAUAUCUGGACAACACAUCCUCCCCUUGACAGUUAUACAUGAAUGUAUUUAUGAAGAUAUGAUGAGUUUUUAAACAAAGAAGUCAAGUUUAUAGAACAUAAACAAAAGUUUUUUCUACAAGAAAUCAUAUUUGUUAUUCAUUUUUAACCAAAGCAGAAAAAAAAACAAUCCAAAAACAGCUUUAAAGGUAUUACCUCCUAAUAAGUGAUGACUUGCAGCCUGAAAUUAAAGAUCUUGAGUUCUAUAUCCUUGGUCAGUUGAAAACAGGCUCAUAUAUUGAUAUACAAUAUCAGGAUAAAAGAUGACCUUCAUUGUAAGAGAUGAGAUUUGAGAUUAGAAUAGAUACAACUUCAUUAUCUUUUAAGGAAGGUCCCCUCAAGGAGAUUAAAAAGACACAUUAUGAGACACCCCCCUUCAAAGGAAAGGACCAAAUCUUGUUUUUAGAAUGACAUAAACCUAUAAAAGGAAACAAGGUAGGAUUUUGUGACUCACAUCUUUUGAAUAAAAUUCAGUUUUUCCGUCUUUUACUGAUAAAUUCUAAAAUCAAAGUAGAAUUCAAUGUGUUCAUGUGUGUCAUUGAAACACUCAUGGUUUUAUUAUUUCAAUGACAUAAAUGAAAAGAACCUGCAGCCUAUCAGUGGAUGUCAGUUCUGCUAAUGAGCAAAGCUUCAGUCAGUUUUUCUGGAACAAUCUUUUCUGUUUCAACUUUACGCUCUGUGACUCUUAAGUUUCGUGGCUUUUUAACAGACAUUUCAGAGCAGGUUCUUUAUCUCUGACCCCAUCUAGGUUUAAGCUGUUUGUUUACUUUCGUUGCCAUGGCUGCAUUUGUUGUGUUCUUGUUACAGUUUACUUCCUGAUGGGCUAUUUCGUUCUACAGGAUGGACAGAGUGCAUGCUCGGAUGUCCGCAUGCAGAAGGAUUUCUGAUCUUAAAUAUUGAACAUGUUAAAUUUAACAGUGUCUAGUCCUAACAAACUACAGGCACGAUAAUCUGUAGGACCAUCUGAUAGUCAGGCCUCUGCUGCCUUUUAUCAGAAGAGGGAAUCUUGUAGUGGGUACAUCACUUAAGCUGAGCAAAGCAGGACUGCAUCUCUUUGGUCAUUUUGGUGUCAAAGGAAAGGUCAGACUCUGAGGUAGCAGGUCUCUUCAGGAACUUUAUUAGAUCAGGCGUCAAGACAGGAGAGUGGAUCAUCGAUGCAGGCAGAGCCAGGGGUGGGGGGGGGUAAAUCAAUAACUUCAGAUUUGGGGUCAUUCUGCUGCAGCACAUUUUUGGACGUCCGGGUCUUGAUUUCAGUCAGACAGGACAUAAUGUGAGACACACAGAUGCUGCUGGGUUUGAAUGGGGAUAGAUCUUAAUGUCGUCUGCGUAGCAGUGAAAGUCUAAACCGUGGUGAUAAAAUAUGAGACCUCUCAAUGAAGCAGGAGGGAACAGUCAGAAUAUUCUCAGAGCAACGUCAGCUCUGAAGACAGGAUGGAUUUUAUAUCCUGUCACUUCAGAUUUACAAACUGAUGAUUGACAGCUGUGUGUAUUUAUGUGUGUAUGUGUGUGUGUGAGCCUGAGGUGAGCACACUGCUCUGAAGUCAAACACACACAUCGUCCGGAGAAUCAUCAGCUGCAGCCACAUAGGAGCAAGCCGGCUUUGUGGGUGUCUCUGAUUGUGGACCCAGCUGAUGGAGGUCAGACACUGAGCGCAUGAGACCGCCUGAGUUUGGCUGCGUUUCCCUCUACAAUGUGUGAUUGUGUGUGUGCUUGUGUGUCUGUGUGUGUCUGUGUGUGUGUGUUUGUGUGUGUGUGUGGGGGGGGUCUAAGGGAGUCAAUAGACACUCAAGUGACUCUCCGGUAACCGGGGUCAAGUGUGUCCCUCGGGUGCCCACUUCCUCCGAAAUAUUGACUCAGCACUGCGGGGAGAGGUCACACACACACACACAGACACACAUUCAAAGGCACACACACACACAUACUGAGUUCCUUUUCCAUUACAUGAUGUCUCUAUUUUUGUUGCUUCAGUCAUCUUGUGUGAAAAAAACAACCAUCAGCUCAUGAAUAAUGUACUCUGAGGCUUUCUUAUCGUGGGACUCUGUUGACUCAGGACUUCAUCUUUAGGGAAAUGAUUACACUCACAGAUCCCAUGAAGUCACAUCAUUCCUUCCUUAUGCAGUGAUCAAGGGAUACAAAAUUAGGCUGAGAGAAAUGUAUGGGGAGAUGUCACGCUUCCUCCCGAGCAGGGAUUUCAGGGUUAAAUUAAAUUCCUGAAGCUAAACUUAGACCUUGGUUCCAGAGAAAAAAAAACUUAAGGACCAGAUUUCCCAAGUUUCUUGACUCAUGGCAAAAAAACUUACAUAAAAAACAUGAUAAGAAGAACAUGCUGGGAUCAUGUAAAACACCCUCCUCCCCAUGACUGACUAAUUGAGAUAAAAAAAAAACAGAGUGGACAUACAGUCCCAUCACACAACCCCCCCCCAUGACAUCCCAUAGUUUCAGACUGAAUCCAGCCUGAUGGAUUCCUCAAAGUCCAUUGCUUCUAUUUGUGUGGUAAACCGUCAAGGUCAGAGCUGAGAAUGUGUGGCGUGCGUGUCGUUGCAGCAGCACUGCGCGCUUUAACCUGAAAGCAUCAAGGACACACGCUCACAAAGACAAACAAUUAUAGCCACUGGUCUUUUAAUUGCUUGACAUAAGAGCUGUUUGUAGAUCCUGUUGAUCUGGUUUUAGAAACAAACACAGGUGAUGGGCCUCUCUUCCUCCUCCGCUCCUACAUUUUUAGUCCUUUGAUCGACUAGCUUGAACUAGUAUGGCUGUGUGGCUGUGCUGCUGUGUGUAGCUGCUUUGAAGUUCAAGUUUUGAUAAAAAAAAUCAGCAGAAUGCAUUCAUAUAAAGUUUUGUGUUGGAUUUGGACAGUGUUUCCAAUUUUUUACUUUCAGUGAAUAUUUCAGUUAUUCUGGUUGUAUUGUAUCAUAUUGAAUCUAAGCGCUUCGUGUCAUGCAUCAUAUCAUGUCGAAUCCAACUGGUUUGUGUCAUAAAUCGUAUCUAAUCAAAUCAAAUCGAAUCUAAGAGUUUCGUGUCAUGAAUUGUGUCAUAUUGUACUAUAUCGUAUAGAAUCUAAGCAUUUCGUGUCAUGUUUGGUAACGUAUCGUAUCAUAUCCAAUCCAAGCGUUUCAUGUCAUGUGUCGUAUCGUGUCGUGUCGAAUCCAACUGGUUUGUGUCAUGAAUCGUAUCUUAUUGUAUAGAAUCCAAGCAUUUCGUGUCAUGUUUGGUAUGGUAUCGAAUCGAAGCGUUUUGUGCCAUGUAUCAUUUCAUAUCCUAUUGUAUCUUAUCGUUUCGUGUCUCUUUCUUGUUUGGUUUGAAAUGUAUUGUGUCUUUCCAAGAGUAGUUCAAAAAAAGUUUCUUGCAAUUGUGAACCUUCACAAACACACAGUUUUCGUCUGUAUUGAUGAGGAGAGAAUGAUCCACCUGGGGUCCAAAUUCCCAGAUUUAGUCUUGAGUGCAUUAUUAAUAAUUCAGAACUCAAGGCCAACUUGCCAGCGUCCAUCUGCACUUUGAUCACUUUGUCAUGAGAGGAGUUUAGCUGUGUGUGUGUGUGUGUGUGUGUGUGUGUGUGUGUGUGUGUGUGUGUGUGUGUGUGUGUGUUUGUGUGUCUUAGUUUCUGUGCAUGAUUUUGUGUUGUACUGUUAGCUCUUGGCCAAAGUCCAGACCCAACCCUGACUGUAAUGGCCCGUACACAUUAACAGACUGUUUGUGGUGCAAGCAAAGGGAGUGGGCUGUUGGUUUAUUGUUCAAAAAGAGAGGUGUUCAUAUAGGAAUCUAUCAUGAUAUGAUUGUUUGUCAUGACUGAGGGUGUGGGCCAGGUUUGUACAGCUGAGCUCAUGGGUGUAGGAGCUGUAAUAUGAUGAAGAUUUUGAGGUUCUUAUAAAGAUACACCACAAUCACUGUGAAUGGGUUGCAAAAAGGCAUUGAUCAGGGAUAUAUUUCAUUAAAUUAGUAGUUCAAAACAGCCACAGCACUGCAGUAGAUGAUCUACUCUCAUGCUGAUUUGAGUUUGAAUAAAGGCCUUAAAGAGUGGAUAUGUUGUUCAACUUAAAACCCCACUCAUGUCUUUAAACUCUUUUGUCUUCUUCAGGAAAAUCCCACCUGGCCAUUGUGCAGAAGGUGAACAACGAGGGCGAGGGAGACCCGUUCUACGAGGUGCUGGGUUUGGUCACGCUGGAGGAUGUGAUCGAGGAGAUCAUCAAAUGCGAGAUUCUGGAUGAAUCAGAUCUUUACAGUGAGUUUUUACAAAGCCUUGCUUUUAUUUGUUUUGUCUCAUUUUUCUGUUUUUUAUCACUUUAUUAUUUAUGAUUCUUCUUUAAUGGAGACCUAUUACAAUCAUGCCUGUCUGUGACACUCUUAGAUCAUUAUUUACAGCAUAAGAUCUCAUUUAUCUAAGACUUAAUUUGUAUAGCACACUAAACUGGACCUUUUACCUGUAAAAUGCUCACUUUAGCACCAUUCAGCCUCUGAGACAUUUCAGCUGCUUUCCAGUGAUAUAAAGGUAGAUGAAGCAUGUGGGUGUUACUUUUUACACAGUUUUGUAGUUAUGAAACAAACAUAGAAGUCCUACCUUUACUGAAAACAUCUGAGGUGAGCCAAAACAACAUUUGAAAGAGCUUCUGGGUCGGCACACUCUUCAACAUUGCUUUAAGAGUCUGCUGUCAGGUUGAAGCCAGAUCUUACAAAGUUCUUAAAGCAACCGAGGCAAGAAAAAACAUCCUGAUUGAACCAAAAUCCAUUUCUCACAUAUUAUAAAGUUUAGCCUGGACUUCUGAUUAUAUUUCUGUGUUAUUAAGACAUUUAUCAGCUCAAAAUGUUUCCUUUUAUUUUUGAGAUUAUUUUAAACUGAUGGUUUCCAAGUAAUUUUGCAAAGGGAUUCAAGAUUGAGCUGUAGAUUUGAUUCUUUGAAUGUGCAUGCUUGUGUUAAACAUUGAUCUGAAUGUGUCUCAUUUCUCAGCUGAUAACCGUACGAGGAAAAAGGUGGCGCCCAAUAAGAACAAGAGAGACUUCUCUGCCUUCAAACACGAGAGCGAAUCAAAAGUGAAGGUCUCUCCUCAGCUGCUGCUAGCUGCUCAUCGCUUCCUGGCUACAGGUGGGGACUGAAUGAUGCUCACUUUCAUCACAACACUCAAACACAGUCAGUAGAUCACUUAUAUUCCAUAAUCCAGCUGUACGUUCACAGUAUGUCUCGAGUGAGGAGACGUAUCACGAUCACUCUCAGGAUGGAUUCUUUCCUCUUCCUUUCUGACAUGCUCAGCAGGUCUAAGCAUGCAGGCAGAGAGGCAGGGAGGGAGGGAGGUGCUUUAAAUGUGUUUAUUUACUUGGAAGACCUAUUUAGGAUCGGAGCGGUAAGCCUGCCCGACCGUGCUUACCACCACAAGAAGAGUUUGGAGUUAGGCCAGCUGGCUGUGAUUCCUCCACGCUGCUACAGAUCACCUGAGAACAUGUUGCGAUAUGUCCUGUUUAACAGCUGCCAGAAGCUGCUCAUGCUAACCACCGUUAGCAUGACGUAGCACUUCCUAGACUUAGACACUUCCUACAAGAGGAAAUCACAGUCUGGUGUCUCUGCAGGGAUAGAGGCUCUGUUUUGGUUUGAUUCUAAGGAUGCCAGUGUCUUUUUUUCACUCUUGUUUCUUAAAACAAAAAUCCUGUUUCUUUUUUUUGAGAUUCAGCCGCGGUGGUGUCUGUUCCUCUUGUCUGUUUUUGCUGACAUCAGUGAUUAUCAUGCAGCUCUUUUCACACUGCUUUUGGUCUGUGGUUCCUCAAGCCUGACAUAUGACACCUGGAGGGUCGCUUACAUUUGAGGAGGGUAUUUCAGACACAGCAAAUUCAAAACUGUCGGGGAAUCUUGCAAGAGUAUUACACAUGAGCAGAUCCAGAAAGUGGUCCGGUGUAGCCAGGGCCACCUUUGAAAUCUGAUUGGCCACCUCAAAACUCAAAGUCUUGUGUUGGAAUCACCUCUUUGGCUUGUGUUGCUAAAGGCUGAUUUGUAUUUAAAGGUAGCAUGUGGACUUAGAAGUGCUGAUCAGGAAUAACAUUUUACUACCGGAUCCGAAGUAGAGAUUGGUAAAAGAUCAAUUUAUUAACCUGAGUCAUCACUCUCACCCACACACAGCAGCUUUUUUAUCAUACUGAGUAAACCUGAUGGACUCGCUCACUUAAUACGUUACCAAGAGUGAAAGGAGCGUGUUUGCCUCUUUCAUGAUGGAUGUCGACAGCGGUCGUAUUUGCCUCACCUCUCACUGUGGGCUGUGCAGGGAUUUGUUUGCAGGUUGGACUCCUUCUUUGUUCUCAGUUUGGGUGGGGUUGAAGGCGCUUUAUGGUUGAGCCUUUAUUGCGACAGCCCUGUCGACGGUUUGUUGAGAAAUGAAUGUAAAGCAAAUAUAUGGAACCUUUUUCUCAUGAUAAGCUUGCACAUUAGUCAACAGCCCCAUAAAACAAGGAUCUGUGAAAUCAAGUCAUUGGGGUUAUUUGUUUACUUUACAUUAGUCUUUGAACACUAUCAGUCCUAUUAUUAAUGGUCUCUGAUGCUUUUCAUCUGUAUCAAUGCCACUCUGCCCUAUAAGCAGUGAAAAACCACCUUUCAGGGGCUUUGUGCUGAUGUUUCAUGUCUUAAGAUCAGAGUCUUACAGCCGUACUGAAAGCGCUCACUCUCUGGGAGGACUUUACUCUUACAAAAGCAAAACCAGUCUGUCAUUUGCGUCCCCAAGCACUUUUAGAGGACAUAGAUUGAUCGUACAUAUUUGACCCCCAAGGUUAUGUUGCUGUCUCUACAGCCAGCACCGUUUCUGGAGAAAUUUUGUGUCGUUUUGGACUUAAAACAGACAAACGCUUAUACUUCUGAGCCAAACCAGCCCCCCCUUUUUUUGUCACUUACCUUUCAGUCGUAUUAUCUUUCAGUUUCAUCAGCGACUCACUUCAUCAGAAAGCUUUAAUUGUUGAGUCGUGUUACGUCCCUGAAACAUCAGAUCUUGACUGUGUCUCUAAUUCCUCUUGAUCACUCAGUCUUAAAUCCCUGUAAUCCUUUUAAUUCAUUAAGUCUGUCUCUGUAAAGUUUAUGAGUUCCUUCCCUUUGUUGAAAGUUGUUCGGUUUGUGUUUGACACAUGUACUUGGCACACACCACAUUGUGUAAUGACACGUUUUACUACAGACGAGAGCAUGAAUGAGUAAGCUGACGAGAACCUUGAUCUGCGUUGUCAGCAGAUCAGCUGUAGUAAGAGAGGCCCUGCUGCUUGUUUGUGUUGCAUCUGUGGAUUUGAGGAUUUUAGCUCAUGUAUGUUUUUAUUUGACUUCAUCAAGGUCAAGAAGUUUGUGGCGAGAUUUUAUUGUGAUGUGAGACAGUAGAAAGUUUCUUGCACCAAAGUAAAUUUCUUUAUCUCUUCCUGCAGAGGUGAGCUUGUUCAACCCGUCUCAGAUCUCAGACAAAGUGCUGCUGAGAAUCCUGCGCCAUCAUGAGGUGAUCCAGGAGAUCAAGUUCAACGACAAUGACAAGCGAUCACCACAUCACUACAUCUAUCAGAGAGGGAAACCUGUCGACUACUUUGUCCUCAUCCUACAGGUACUGACAUUUUUUUUUACACGUGGUGAGCUAAAGAGAGUUUGAGGCAGAUUCUUCACACGCAUGCAGAUUGCACAUGAUGUGAUGAUAUAAACCUCACCUACUUCUACCUGCUGCGUAGCGACUGAUGUCAGGACUCAUUAAAGGAGCAGUUUAAUAACUUCAGCAGCCCUCUGACUCAGUGUGAUGAACACAACCCGCCCUCUAAAUGUCACACUCAGCACAGCUCUGCCUGGAUAAUCAGUCCCGCCUCACACACACAAACACACACAAACACACACACAAACACACACACACUUCCCUUUUCUGCCUGUGACCCUCCUCUCCUCCUCUCCUCCUCCACCUCCUCCUCUCCUUCUCCACCUGUCAGCCCCUCACUUAGAGCUCACCGGCGCUCAGCAAUCUGUCUUGUAGUUCAGCUCCGCUCAGAGUUUCGCUUCGUGACAGAUGGAAGUAGGCGCCGCUCACAGUAAAGCCAUCAGGUCCAGAAUCUGUUGAUCAAGCAAACUGUGUCUGUUUGUGAAAGUUUCUGUUUGUGUGUUCGAAGCUUCAACAUAAAGAUGAGUCACUUAAUGAGAGCUGCCACAUGAAAAAACAAGACAAGAGUGCUGCUGACUGCACAAGUACAGAGUUUCAAAUGAAGCUGAUUUAAUUUCUGGAGAUAAAUCGGAAUAAUCUUCAACAUGGUUCUUCAUAUUUUCCAGUUUUCCAGGUACACAAGUUCACUGGAGAUUUUUUAAAAUACACUUAUUUUCGAGACUGAGCUGCUGUAGUUAUCAAUACAUUUAAUAAUAGGCUCAUCAGUAUUUUAUCUGAUAUCCAUAAAACAAGAAAGGGAAGAUGACUGAAGUCGAUCAUUUCAGUUGCAAAACUUCCCUAAAGCUCCCUGAUGUUAGCCAUCGGUUCAUCUGUAAAUAUCUGCUAGUUAAUGAUAAAUGAUGUUUAAAGCCAUAAAUAAUGAUAAUAAGCUACAAAUGGAGCAAAACCUCACAAAUAAGUGCAGUAAGAUACUCCGUUGAGGUGUAAAGGAUUCUUCUUCUUCUGCUGAUGGGAUUUACUUCAUGCAGGUUCUGUAAGCAAUCAAAGGAGGAGCUACUUCAUCUGCUGCUCAGUGAACAAAACAUGAGCAAAUUCUUUAAGGUUAGGAGAAAGCAAAGUCCAAAAAUAUGACAAAGUAAAGGCGGCGGUGGUUCAAUGUGAUUGUGAACAUCAGUGUCUGGAUGGUUUGUAAUGACUGAGGGAGCAUCAUGCGCUGGUUUGAACUUAAACCGAUUUGGAUGUCCAACUGUGCAGGUAAGAAGAUGACAUGUUGGAUUUCUACAAGCUCACUGUUAUUUUUUAUCAUGUGUUGGCUUUUCAUUCACAAGUGAAUCAACACAAAAAGGAGUGGAGCCGGUUUUACUCGCAGGUAUAGGAGUGCUUUGACCUUGUGCAGAUGUGUGACAUCACCACUUAAGUCGACUUCAGUCUUAAAAUGUUUUGACUUUUAUUUUUUCAACAUUUUGGACUUUUGUCAGGGAAUUGCUCUCUAACUUUAUACUCAAUAUUUAGCCGGUUUUGUCUGUUAAACUUCUAUUUAUUUCAUUGGUUUGGUCAAUAUUUGAAGAAGUUGCCCUGCAUGAGCUGUAACUCAGUGGUGAGUCAUUACAGAGAAAUUAAGACCAGGGUUUGGGAUCUUAACCUGUUUCUUGUUGCAUCAUCAACACUCAGAAGUAAUCCAAAGUCAAUCAACUCUACAAGCAGAUUAUCCGGCUGCUUUUAAGGUUUAAUAGUCUGGUUUGGUGGAGGGCCAAUAAAGCAGGAGGUCAAAGCCAAAAACAGCCUGAAAUCUUUUUCAACACUUCACACCUCUGAACCUGCUGGGGUUUCUACAGUGUUUGUAUUUCUGUCCUUCAUGUGAGAGAUAAAGGCAGAUAUCUGCUGAGGCAUCAAUGAAGAUGUCCUCAUUGAAAGAAAACAAACUUCUGUUUAAGAUUUACAAGUGACAGAUUUAAUGAAAGAAAGAAGAGGCUGUGGGAUGAUGUCUAAACAUUAAAGGUGGGACAAAAUAUCAGUAUAUAAUAAAUUAUAAUUUUGUUGUCAUGGCAUGUGAAAUAACUAAUAAUUUGUUGGGGCUAUGUAUCAUAUGUGGUGCUCCAAUUAAAUUUAAUACGGUCACUGCACGUUACGUCCUGAAAAUUCUGCAGUUGCACUCGAGGCAUAAGUGAGGGUUACCUGAACAGUAACUUACAUAAUAUAUCUAAUAAUCAUGAUUUGAUGUUUUGUAUUGAAUCAUAUUUUAUCAUAUCACGAGGUAUCAUAUCAUAUUAUGAUGUACAGUAUCGUUUUGCAUUGUAACUAGGGUUGGGCAUCGAGUCUCGAGCAUCAAUGGGAACUGGGACUAACAUUCUGAUUCUUUCGGUACUGUUCAAAUUUUUAAAUUUCGAUUCCAAGUUUCGAUGCCAGAGUCUGCCGACAAAAAGCCAGCAAACACCAACUAAGAAGAAACCACUAAAAAUCAACAAAGACAAGGCAUGAGGUAAAGCGAGAUAAAGAGAGACAGAGAGUGUGUGUGUGUGCAUUGCAGCCAGAAUGGACGCCAUCUGCCUCCUCGCUGAGUGAAGCCACCCCGAGAACAGCACCCUCUGGUGAUGGGCUGCAGUAUAGGUCAUAAAUCCCGCCUCCUCCAGCAGUCCUUAUGGAGCUGUGGACAAACUUUAAAAAUUAAUGACAUAGAACAUACAUUUUUCUCCCCCGUGCUUGCGAUGUAGACAUGUAGUUACUGUAAGACUGUAAGACUUGUCUCUUGAUGUGCCAUCACACAACUUCACAGAGCUUCUAGAAAUUUCCUGACAUUUUCAGGAGUGUGUAUGUGAAAGUCUAGCUGAUUUACUGACUUUCCUUCUUUGGCUCUCAACAUAACUUUCCCCUCUGUUUCCAUCCUGAAAAUAUCCACCUCUUAGUGCCUGUUUACACGCUGUAAACAAACUAAAAAAGGAGCAGCACCGCCAUUGCCUGUCUGCUGCAUCCACUCUGUGAACAUGUACACAUGUGUUCAAAUCCUGGUGGGUGGGAAAUAACACUGCACAGUCUUAAUCUCUCUUUUACACACAUUUAUUUCCCACACGUUUAUUUAUGCACAAACAGUCAUUACGCAGGUCCAGUAAUCCAGGGAUCACUUCCACUUUCUCCUCGGUGAGAUCUUCACUUUUACCCGCUGGGAGGCCGGAUAGAGGGGAUGUUGUGGAGAGACCCCACAUGUGGAAUAAUCCGCUGAGACCUUUUUGGAGAGAGUGGCAUUUAGAGCCAGCGUGCCAGGAAGGGAAUUUUUUCCACGAGAAGGAAAGAAACUGCUGGAGCCAGCCGUUGGGAAUAUUUGUGUGUAGUGAGUGUGAGUCUGUAGAAAAAUCCUCUGGGCUUCAGCUGGAUUUAAAAGGAGUAACAGAGACUUUUCAUUGGUAUACAGAGCUCUGUUGUACUCAAAAACGCUGUCUUUGCUUUGUUCUUUGUGGACAAGACUGCCUCACGUAUUCCUCAGUUCAGCUUAUUAAGUAAAGUUUUUAGGCAUCUAUGUAACAACUAAUAUACCGUACAUUUAACAUCAAUUUCUAUACAGUCCUUGUUGACAAGAGGGUCUAUUUUUUAUAGGAUUCUUGGCGGAUGAAUAUUCAUUCCAGCAGUUACAGGUACCCUGCAGGCUGCGUAAAUACUCUGAAGAGUCACAAAGUGGACCUGUGUCAGAGUUUGAAGCUGCUCAUAUUUGUCCUGUAAACAAAAUUAUGCUCUCACAUUCCAGGAGCACUCAUUUGGAAACAGAGGAAGGGCAGAGACGCGUAGAGGAGAGGAGAGGAGAGGAGAGGAGUCACACAAUGAGAUCAUUUAAAUUCGACACCAGUUAUUUCUGGAUGUGAGGCAACAGCUGAUCGAUUUAGAAAAUGUAUAGGCUUUAGAAGUGUUACAGAAGAAGCGAGCAGCUUAGAAUCUUUUACCAAAGAUAGAGCGUAAACAAACCUGAGCUAUAAUAAAAAAAAAACACUAACCACCAGGAAUUACAGCACAGGAAAUUUAGUAUACAGGCUGAUCAUCAUUCAUACGUCUUUCCAGAUGCUGGAGGAAGCAUGUGAAUGCAGCAGUGAUCUAACUCGGCCUGUGUGUAGACUGACCCUGUUCUGUGAGAAACACUGAGCAUCUUUAUAGACGCAUGAAUCACGCUGGUCAUAAACAAACAGCCUGUCUGCUCACCAGGGAGAAUACACACAAACAUACACACACACAUGUGAAAGGGGGAGGAAGAAGAUCAGUGAAUUAUCUCAUUCUUGAGGUUUUUGUUCUCAUGUGUCCACUGGAUCAUCAGUUAAUGUCAUCAUCACGAUCUAAGACCUCAGGAGGAACACCUCAUCCUGGGGUCUAGCUGGAUAGAAAAGCCCCCAACCUCACAACUCUGAGUCCUCAGACAGGUUUGUUCAGAUGAUCCCAGUUGAUACAGGGACAGAAGUUCUGUCAUAUAGCAGGGGUUAGUCCAUUUGAAGCUGAUGGAGAUGAUUGGUUAAUACAUUAACUAGAUUAGUAAUAAAACGAUAUAAAAAGACAGUAUUUGUUUGUGUUGUGUGACCAAGAGUGUGUUGAAGUUAACAUUCCUGUCACAGUCAUACUCAGGUCAGGACAUUUUUGUGAGCAACGACUCUUCCUGUUGUGGACGAGAGCUGGAAAAACGUCAGUCCUGAGAGAAUAAGAAAUAUUCAUGGACUUUUAAGGAGAUAGCUGUGUGUGUGUGUGUGUGUGUGUGUGUGUGUGUAUGUGUAUGUGUAUGUGUAUGUGUAUGUGUGUGUGUGUGUGUGUGUGUGUGUGUGUGUGUGUGUGUGUGUGUGUGUGUGUGUGUGUGUGUGUGUGUGUGUGUGUGUGUGUGUGUGUGUGUGUGUGUUUAUUGUGACCUCACCAUCAACACUUGAGAGUCAGAUCGGACUUUAAAAGAUGAAUGUUUACACUGACUCACACUGUUACAUCUCACUGAGAAAAUAUGUCUUAGUGUGUGUGUGUGUGUGUGUGUGUCACACCGCACAAAUGACUCAGCGACUCUGCACAAACAGUAGGAGGAGAAUUCAGAUUAACAUUGGCCAUUAACUGAAGUCAGUCGUUGGUUUUAUGACAAACACGCGCUCACAAACCGGCAAAUGCAAAGGUUAGAAGGACAAAUGCAACCACAACCACACAAACUUGUGUGGUUUCAGGUAGCCCCCCCCCCCCCCCCCCGGUUUUGUAAUAAGUUAUAAGUCACAAACACGAUGGCCUGAUAUCAACUCUGUUAAGGUCACCUGACUGGCCCCUCCCAGCAGGGCACAGUCGAUCUUAAGAAUGUGUUUUUAAAAGAGGAUAAGAAGCUGUUCAGUUAGAUCUCCUUGGGCUUAUUGUUCCAGAGAGAGGGGCAUCUGACACAGUCACAGUCAGUAUGUUUACUGGGUGGAGGUACAGUUAUAGCUCAAAUAGGUGAUUUAAUUCAUCUCCAGUCCUUGUCCCGAGCAAGAAUUGAUUAAUUGACAGAGGCAUAUCUGUAUCCACUAUGGUUGGCAGUGACAUGCUCCCAUUUGACUCUGUAUUCAGUGCAAUUUCAGCUGGACUAACAGCUUUACAUGUUUUUUAAAAGUCCAGUUGCAGUUGGACUGUUGCAAUAAAUAAAUUUUUUUGAACAUAUACUGUAGGUAUUGAAUUUUUUCUUUCCUGCUUGUCCAAAUUUCAAAAAGCAGGGAGUGCACUUCUAAUGAUUGAACUAUGAGCAGGUACUAGUAAGACUGGGGCAGCGUGUGUAACACCAAUAAGAACCCGAAUUAGAUGGUUUGCAUGUCAUUUAUCUAAUUUAACAAAGUGCAAAGACAAAGAACCAAAUAUAUGUGUUCAUAGACAGGACUGUUUCUGAAGUGGUUUUCAGGUCAUGCAGUGACCUCUACUACAGAGCUAUAGCUGAUUAUAUCGCAGCACCUCCUGUUUUCGAUAUUUGCACUGCUUUGACUGACUUCCCCUCUAUACAGCCCUGCUUUUACGACUUUACCUUAUCAUCCACCUAAACUGACCUUUAUUGGUGGACUGACAAAAACCUCCUCUUGAUCGCAGUCCUUACAGAGCUGCUGUUUGUGGGAAACAAAGACCAGAGCCUGCAUGUGUCAACUCUAAAGGAUAGUGAGGGCAGCAGGGACACAAAGUUCCUGCUCACGUUGUUGAUGAGUCACAAUACAACAACUUGAACUUUGGCCAAGACCCACCUACGGCUCAGGUGCUGCUGCACCUCUGAGCGAAAACACUGCGGUAGAAAAGACACAGUCCUGUUUGACGCCGAAACACUCAGUGAGGACAGCCAUUAAAGACGGUGCUCUCCUGUGGUCUGUGGUGGUGUGUUAUCAGGCUCUUGUGUGGAUUCAGAAGUUUUAAAAAGUUUUUUAAAAGUUUUUUCAGGUGUUCAUAAAAAGUCAUGGCUGAGUUUAAACCAAUGUAUGGUGUUUUUUCACAGCUCGACAUAGUCAUAUUGCCUGUGUAUGUAGUUAACCAUUAAUGAGAAGGAGAACUUUGUUUGGAUUAAAAUACCCCUCCUGGAUUUUGCACCUGCCUUUUUAUGAUGUUUGUGCUCCUGUUUAUUACUCUCAAUUAGCUGUAAUCUACAGCCACCCGCCUGCACACACCCAUUAAUUAACCGAUAUCAUCAGAUUAAUGCGACAAACAGACUCUGGCACCGUCUGACCUUUGUCCCCAUUGAGGUUUGAGAGCUUUAUUAGCAUCGUAGAUUCAAGUAUUAACAUGUUACAUUGCUGAUGUCGCAGACUGAAGGUGCAGAGGCUGAACUCUCCACAGUUAUUUCUGAAGCCAGACAGUAAAACUAAAAAUAAUACCCACCUGUGGCCUGGUUUGAUUAUCUGAAAUAUGAUUUCUGGGCCGCACUGACACACUGAGGGUGUGCUUUUUAAUAUAAAUGUUGCUGCAGUAUAUUGUAUAAGUGUUUGCAGGCUGUAUUGUGAGCGCAGAUCUUGAAAAACUGGUCUGACUGGAGCACCAACAGGCUUUACACCUCUCACUCAUGUCCUCCGCCUCCCUCUGUUUCUAUUCUUUUUCUCCUCCCUCCCCCGUGCCUCCCUUUUUUAAAAUUAAACUCCAGCCAUGCAGCAGCAGCAGCGUGGACAACCACAAAUCACCGCAGAGUCCUGCAUGCUCAUGAGGCGUUGUUUUCUCUUUUAGUGGGUGUGUGCACGUGCUCCUGGUUAAGUAUUUGACCCCAGUCGAUGCUCUGACACACACAGAGUUGAACAUAUGUUGAGGGGUGAUUAGCAUCUUUCCAAAUCUGCUCAUAUACCUUAAGCUGGCGACAGAGCCGAGGAGGUUUAACCUUUACUUGGAGUGUUAGAAGACGGAGUCACGCUGGUGUAAACCUGCAUACAUGUAGGACCAACACCAGAUUAGGGUUAGAGGAAUGUAGGAUUACGAAAGAGGCCACAGUGGGUCAAAUUUCUGGACAGUAAAAGUCACUUUGUUUACUUUCCAUUUGCGCAGAAAACCCGGAGGAGGUUUGUAGUGAGUCUCUGCUUCUAUUUCAGGAGCAAGUCGUCCUUGAACAAGCCAUCUGACCGCUGCUGCUUACUCAGCAGCUGAAGGUGGAGGUCUGUAGUUGUUUCGAGGUGUGAAUAAAUGUAGCUGGAUGGAUUUAAACCUGCGCAUCCACCGUCAACCUGUGAGUUAACCUUUCAGAGUAAAGACUGAAGAGACACGUCGACGUCGUCUUCACACACGAGAGAUGACAGAUGGAAGAGCUGUCCUCGUUAGGUCUAUAUGUUUUCACUUUCAGCUCAAGAAUGAGAUCUAUUUUUGAACAUUAAAGUGUGUUUGUGAAGCAGAUCAAGGCGAUUUAUGGUACAGGCUGCACACUGAACAUAGCACAUUUUUAUUCACGACUGGAUUAAACACGCUAACUUAAAGAACAUUUAGGCCUCUGAGACAUGACUCAUUUGUGCAUCGUCACUUUUCUUGAAAAUAUUCCUAUUUUCAGUGAAUUCAUGACAACUUUCACUCGUCUUUUCCCAGUGCUGAUGUUGACUCUGCAGCAUUGUCUCUUCAGUUGCAGAGAGAUGUUAUGAGAUUUCAGCUAAGUCUACUUUACUACCCUGACAGAUACCCCACCCCAUCACUCACCCAGCCGAGCUGUAAUAUCCAAGUCAAGUUUCUAAAAAUGGCUGCCCCCUAAAAUAGCACCAGGACCGAUAUAUCAGAGCAUGUAUGAUUGUAAACAUUCACUCUGUGAUGUUGUUGUCACCAUAAGGAGAAACUGCCCGUGCUUUAAACAUAGACAGCAGCUCUGAUCUGAUUUUCUUCAUUGAUUUAACUGUAAUAACUUCAUGGCACUCACUAUCAGGGCUGAAUUCUUGUUGCAGAUGUUAGCGCUGCCUUUUUCGUAUAUAACAUUAUUAUCUACAGUACUUACCUUAAAGCAAAAUGCAGGUGAAUUUGCAACAAGGCAUUUCAGAGAGGCUGAGUCUCUUAGAGGUGAAGAUGGGAAAGGAUUUACCAUUUUGUGUGAGCAGAGUGAGGAAACAGUUCCAGCAAUUCCAGGAUAAUGUUCCUGAGAGUGAAUUUGCAAACAGUUCAGGAUUUGAUCUCAAGUAUAUAUCAUUACAAGAUUAAGUGAACCAGGAAAACCUCUGUGCAAAAGAGGCAGAGGCGUUAAGUGAUGAAGGAUGGCUGUCAUCUUCAGGUCCACAGGCUGCACUGCAUUAAAAACAGUCAUGACUCUUUUGUGGGAGUCACAGCAUGGGCUCAAACUCGCACCAUAGCAUCCACAGAUGCAGAUUAAAGAGGAAACCGUGUAGGAACAUCAUGUAGGAAUUGAAAUUUAACACAUGGUCCCUGUACUCUCCCCUCUUUGUAGGAGAGGGACCACUCUGUUUUGUUUUCAAUGCAAAAUUCAGAAGCCUGCAUCAGCGGUGGUCUAGGGGUGCAGAGGUGUCCAUUGCAUGGGUAGUUUACAUCAUGCUCAAUGAUAUUUGUAGGUUUUAGAGCAUCACAUGCUGGCUUUAAGACAAUGACUUUUGUAGGGCACUAUGAUUUCCGCGUUUAUGGAAUCGGAGCCGGAAUCGUGGAAUUGGCCAUUAAAAGGUAAUCUACUGUUAAACGCGGAAUUUCGUGGAAAUUGGCAUAAGGAACGUUUGUCUAGGCAAGGGAAAUUUCCUGGGAAGGGGACUAUUGUGAAGUCCUCCACAUUAAAACCAUAGACUGUUUACAGAAUGGACGCUGUCUGCCUCCUCGCUGGAUGAAGCCUUUGCAAGAGCAGCACACCCUGGUGACGGGCUGCAGUAUAGGUCAUAAAUCCCACCUCCAUUAGCCAUUCUUAUGGAGCUGUGGACAAAGUUUAAAAAUUUAUUACACAGAAUAAACAUUUUUCUCCCCCCUGCUUGCGAUGUUGACAUGUAGUUACUGUUAGACUGGUUUGUGCUCAAGUCCUCUUUUUUUUUUUUUCUGUGCAGCUCCGUUUUCAAAAAUUAUUGGGGGGUUCACGUUUUCUAUGAUUGACACUUGAUACAGCCUAUGGGCUGUAGCUUUUUGGCUUCAAAUUCAUAUACUGGCAGAAGGCGGAGCCAAGUUGUCCAUAGUAUAUAUAGUCUAUAAUCUCUUUACUAACUCUCACCUGCCCCCUCCUUGAAUAAACAGCAUGUCGAAGCGGCUACCAGAGACACCGGCUACCUUCACGAACAAACUUAGAAACUCUUGCCUGUCUCCGGAGUACAGAGCCAAGCAAUAACCAAAUGACUUUUAUGUGUCAGGUAACAUGCUUUUUUGCAAAUUCAAUUGACAUAUCGUUGACUGGAAAUGCAAAAAUACGUGUGAUGAUCACCCGUAGUCUAAAACCCACAUGGAAAACAAAGAAAAACACUGUGCAAUUGAACCGUACAUUCAGUAAUUUCAUUUUACCCAACCAUUUAAAAGUGAUCAAUACUUUGUACUCAAAGCACUUAUUGGCAUUGUUAUGUUACAACAUUAUGCACUAAAAGUACUCACCCUAUGGUAGUAAAUAAGUGUAAAAGGUAAAAAACAGAAUCCAAAAAAAUUAAAAGGGAAAAAAAUGAAUUUGGAAAAAAAAAGGAUUUCAUGGGGCCCUGCUUUUUCAUGAGAAACACUUCCUAAAACAGAAGAUGUGCUCAUGUUACAACAGCAUGGCGCUGUAGUAGAAGAGUCCUGUAUUUCUGACUUUUCUCACGUUUAAAACACACCGAGAGACCCUGAACUGUUGAACAGUUAAAAUUCUAAUCAGGCAAGAAUGGGACAAUAUUUCACUUUAAAAAUUCCAGAAACUGGUCUCCUGUGUUCCUAAACCUACAUGUAAAAUGAGUUUAUUCUCUACAAACUGAAGUACUGUUGAAUUAAACUCAUGAUAUAAUUAAAUUAGACUUUGGAGUUUAUAAUCUGACACUGAAUAUACUAAUUAAGUCGUCUUUGUCAGACACAGCGAGCUCCCUGCACUGUCUUUGUUUGUCCUUUUUCCUUUGUCUCCCUGUUAUUUUACCACCUGUUCAGCUUUCAUCAGCCCAGUAUGUGUGUGUGUGUUUGUGUGUGUGUAUGAGUCUGGGGGGGAGGUGGGAGGAUGGAGGGAUGGAGGGAAGGAGAGAGGACAGUGUGGAUUAACUGUCCUGUGUUGUUGCUGCAGUUCACACAUUCCAGCAGGCCGAUUCAGGCCAGCUCACUCACUGUACCAACACAGAGGCCUCCUCCUGUACUCCCCUCCACCCCCCUCUGACUUGAAUUCCUCCAUCCUCCGGCUCUGCAACCUUCAUCUUAAUGUAAUAAACUCCCGCUGCCUGCCGACGUCCUUCUGCAGCCACCUUUCUCUGUACUUUCUCAAAGACACCCUGAUCCACUGAGAGCGAAUGCUGAAUGUGUAAUCAUGGCCAAAGUGGACAUGUCUCCUCCUUCAUAUGAUGUACUGCCUCCUAUAUCCACUGAUAAUGUGCUGUAAGAGACAUUGUUUUAACUCAUGACUGUACUGCCCUCUAGAGGACAAACAACGUAACUCACAAGGCUUUCAAAGAAGCAUCAUCUCCUCUUGUCCUGUCUUGUCUUGGUCUAUUUGAACUCUGUUUAGCUAUGAGUCUAAUGAGUUUUCAAGGAUUUUGAUCAAAGUUUUAAAGCAGAAUUACCCAACAUAACUUUUUUAAAACGUUCAAGUCCUCAAAUGUCGCUCCUUUUAUAAAUGUUAAUGCUUUUUGUCUCCCUUGUGGUCUUUUUCUUUAAAAAUCAGGGACGAGUGGAGGUGGAGGCUGGCAAUGAGAACAUGAAGUUCGAGACAGGACCUUUCUCCUUUUACGGGGUCAUGGCACUUAGUCCUUCCACACUGGGUGAGUCCAAAACCUCUCCUCACUUCCCUUCUCCUCUCCUCUUCUGCCACCUACUGGUGAAGGAUUGCACCUGAUGUGUAAAUUAAUAGAAUAUAGAAUAGAAUAGAAUAUUCCUUUAUUGAUCCCCCAUGGGGGAAAUUUUUUUAAAUAUUAUUUAUAUUAUUUAUUUAAUAUUGCACAUGAUGGGAUAAGUAUAAUAACGCAUGACACAUAGGUAAUUUUACACAUAAUAUUGUAGUUCAUUGCAUAUGAUUGACGGGUAUGACACCAUAUGAAAUGAUAAUUAUUGCACAGAAUAAUAUUCAGUCGCAAUUCUGUAGUCAAUUUAAAAAGUACAAAUAAUGUGUAUAUGGAGAUUAAGUGUUUUUCCAUGUGUUACAAUAAAAUUGUCAUUGCACUUGGAAUGAAAAGUAAUAACUCACAUGAUGUGCAAAUGUAUAAUGGCAAAUAAUACUUAAAGAUAUGUUACCCAUUUUCAGGGACUAGGAGGUAAUAUACAAUAUAUGAUGUUUAAUGCUCUUAAUCUGAAAAGUAUACAAUAAAUGCAUUUGAUGAUCAAUAUAUAGAUCCAUUUUUGGAUGACAUCUGCACAUAAUCUAAAAAUAUGCAACGAUGCGUAUGCAGAUGUGAGAGUAUUAAUGCACAUGAUACAUAAAUGUGUUUUUGCACACGAUUUGGAAAGUUUUAUUACCCAUGUUUAGAAACCCAUAGAUAUUGAGAGGUGCGGAGUUUUAUUUCACAUGAUCUGCAAGGGUUUUUUUUGCACAAUAUUCAACAUGUAGGUUCAUACUGAGAUGCAAUUCUGCACAAGCAGUUAAAACAAGGAAAUUAUUUGUGUGUAGAUAUAAAAAGUAUUAUUGCACAUGAGAAGAAUAGUAUUAUUUCACGUGUCAUGUAUCACAGAGGCAAAACUGCACAUUGUAACAUUAUCAUUUCACACAGUCUUGAAAGUCACGUUUUCCUGUAAAAAUGAACAUUAAAAGGCAACACUGCACAUAAUAUCAAAAGUUUUAUUGCACAGGAAAUUAAAAAAAAAAUUUGCACAUGAUCUGAAAAGUAUACAAAGAGCAUUACUGCCCAUUUUUAUUAAUAUGAAAGUUAGAUUUUUAGAGACAGUACUGCACAUGAUAUUAAAAGUGAGUUAUUACACAUGACAUAGUAUUAGUCUUGUGUAUUAUUAACCAUUGUAAUGAACACACAGGUCAAAACUGGGAGGCAACACCACUUUACACAUGAUAGAUCUUGCAUGAAAGUUUUUUUGCACAUGAUAUGAAAAUUAUUAUUACACAAUUCUUUACAUUUUGAUGUUGUUUCUGCUCACCUGUGAUAACCGCAUCACUGGAGGAGGACCCCACAGCUCUGCUUUGAGGGGCAGAUGUGGGACCGCCUUACAACAUUCAAUGAAUAAUGAUCUUUUUCAGUCGUAGUCUUUCGUUUUUGGUUUUGUCUCUGCCCUCGACCACUUACUUCUGCAGGUGAAAGAGAAAGAGAGGGAAAAGCCUGUGAGGCAGAGUUUAUUUUCACCCUUCUCACCAGCGUCUCCGUCAUCCUCCCAUUCAUCAAACUCCUGAUCAAUCAAACCUCCAGACCAGCUCAGUAACAACUGUCACACCUGAAAAUCUCAUGUGUAAUCUAACCUGUGAUGUAAAGCUGGAGGUCUCUGGGGUAUUGCAUGUCGUCCCCCUGCUGGACACGGAUCUGUCUCUCUGUCUCCUGCUGUGUCACUCACUUUCCCACCCUCCCUCCUCCUUUACUUCUCCUCCCCCUCCUCCCCCUUCUGUCCCGUCGAUCACCCUCUCCGUCCUUCCUCCCCUCUUCUCCUCUCAGAGGCUGCUCCUCGUCCUCGCCUCCUCUCCUUUAAGAGGUUUUCUCUGUUCUCUCGGUUGCCAGGUAAACUCCGGCAUGUCUGGGUCUUUUAACACCAAAAAGGGGUGGGACUUGGGGGGAAUCAUUGGGUGGGCGGGGCCUGGCUUUGAUUCGCCAGGUGUGGCUUUGACUUUUUAGGACAUUUUAUUUCUCAGAAAUCUGUUAAAAACCUAGUUACUCCUAAUCUUUGAAAGUUAAAAACUGCCAUCUAGAUGCUGCUUACUGGUAGAAACAAUGAAUCAUGAGAAGAUUUAUCAAAUUUAACUUUGACAAGACAACGAAUAAGACCAAGAUGAGGCAUCUUUUUGGUAGAUAAGCUCUUUGAUCAAACUUGCACCUGGUUUUACAGAGUCAAUAUUUCAUUUGGCUGAAUUUUCCAAAGCAGACGAGUGUGAGGCGGCACUGAGGAGGCGAUGAGUCCAUCUAUUACAAGCUUAUCGUGUAGGAGGAGGGUUUGUGUUUCUGUGUGGCAAGAAUUUAAAUCUUGUUUGUCACAAAGACAUUUUUCUGCUCAGGUUCAAACUGAAGGGAAAAUGAGAACUAGAGGGCUGCAUUAAAGGUGCAACCAGAUUAUUAAAGUUGUGAAGCCCAAGGAGGUGUCUGUCAAUGUGACUGUCAAAAACAGUAAAUCACUUUACGCUGAUGUCAGGAGACCUUCUCAGUACAAGGAUGUGAUAGGUGCGCUUAUUGUCAGGACAUAAAAACCACAGAAACUGAGAAUUCUGUUUUAUUAAAGCGUCUUUGCAAGUGUCUGUUAACUGGAAUCAAUGAGCACCAUGCAGCCAAUCAAAACUGAGUAGUCUGCCAUAUAGUGGAAUCAUACUGCUUAUCACAAUCAUUAAGUCUGUCAUUAACCAGCAGCAACCAGGGGGCACAGAAGAUAUUUUGAAGGGGUUUUAUUUGCCACUGUAUCAUUUGUCCAGUAGAGGGCACUCUCUGGUUUUUAUAUUAAAGGUGGACUGAGUCCACACCGCUACAGUAGCAAUUAACCAAUCAAUGCUCAGUGAUGAACCUGAGGAACAGAAGUCCACAAUUUUUGUGAAUAUUCAAGUUACAAAUGUUGAAUAACAUUGUCCACAUGUUAAUUCAAGUCCAUUUCACACAAUAAAAUCUGUACAAUCAAUGACCAGAGAAGGAAUAGGUUUAUUUCUGCCUAUUUUUAUAUACAGUGACUUAGAUAUUGGAGAUGGGUUUCAGGUCAAGAUCUGCCAGACUUCCAUCUUUUUAGAUGUUUUGUUGAAAUUUAGCUGUUAAAUAUCAGGGUUUGCUUUAUAUUUAUACAGACAAAUCCAAAAUAAAUUCUCCUUCUCCACUUAAAAAAAAAAUAAAAUAUACAAAGAAACUACCUUUGCAAUUUUAUUCUGUUGUGCUCAGAGGACCUUAGUAUAUCUGUGUCUCACAGAUUGCAAUAUGAGUAUUUGCAUUACACACAGCAAAGGUGUAACAGAAGACGCCUCUUUUUGUGCUGUUGCAAAAUCAGGAAGUUGAUAAAAGAGCUUAUUUAAUACAAAGAUUUAAUACACAGAUCCAUCAGGGUAUUUGGGGACAGAAAAUGAUCACAUGACAUCUCUGAGAAAAAAAAGUGAAGGGAAGGACGACAUUAUGUGACACCUGCUGGAUGGGUCUUAAAACUCCCCGAAAGAUUCAGCCGCUCAGACUUUACAGAGAGUGAUUUGGAUGCUUGUUAAUAGUUCCUAAAAGUUUCUCCUUUAUGAUAACUGUAAUAUAGAUAAGAUUUAAAAACGGGGGAAACUGAAGAGCUAUUUUAAUGCAGCUGUUUUAUUUUGGGGUACUGUAGUCCUGUCUUUCACUUUCAGAGCAGUUCGAACCUUAGUUUUUUAGACAAAAGGCAGAAACUAAUAAAAUAGUUUGUAGUCUUUUAGAGAAACAAAGUUUAAAAAAAUCACAACACAUGCAGCAAAUUGCUUUUCACAUUAUAAUCAUAAAUACCCAGCUCCACAUGUGACCCCGGCACCAUCUUAUGAGUGACAGCGUGAUAGUAACUGACUUAAUGAUCUUAUGAUGUGGGAUCUUGGAGGGGGUUUUCUGUGGAACUGGGUCCAUCAUUGUUCACUUUCAUUUUGAAAUACUAACCUCACUGUGAGCAGCAAAUCGGUUUGACCUAAAAACCUUCAGGGUUUUUUUUUCCAGGGAGAUCCAGCAGGUCAUGUUUUCUGUCAUUUCUGACUGUAGGGCUGUGGUUUUUACACAUAUAUUCAUAAUUACUACUAAAUGAUUCACGGCAAAUGGGAAUGACAGUUAUGAAUCACAAUGUUAAAUUUUACAGAAAAAGAGCCACUGAGUCAUGAUAAUGUGACAUUUAUUGUCUGUCCAAAACAUAACAGCAGACUACAGCAUUUCUGCAGCAGCUUACUUCAGAGUUUUGCGAUUUUCUGAGAUUUUCUGUAGGUUGUCCAUUCAAAAUGUUGUUGAUGAAUUUUGAGUCAACAAGAUUGAGAUAAAGAAAAGUGAGCUGCUGGACCUUGAACUUUAACAUCUUCAAUACUCGAAUAAUAAAGAUUGUCUCAUAACUAAGUGAAAUCUAACCACUAACUAGCAACCUAGCUGUAGAUAUCCAUAAUUAACUAGCUAGCUUAAUUCCAUGAAAGCUAACGCAGUUGACGUGUCCAGGUAAAACAGUUUCCUAUGACUCACUGAGGCCUCCUGCUGGACGACUCACACUCACCGGUAAUAAUACACAGCUGGUAACGAGCAUGAGUGUGUGUUUUUGUGUUUGUGUGUGUGUGUGUAACAGUUUGAGAGUCUGGUUUUACUGGAAUAGCAUGUCUCUAUAAAAACUCAACCAAACUAUCAGCUGGAUGACACCUAAGGAUGUUAGUCAUCAUGGUUUCAGUAUUUUGGAGCAGAGGUGGAAAAUAACCAGCUGAAGGAAGAUGUGUAAGCUGAAUUAAGUGUUCCUGAUAUCAGUGAAGUGUCAGCAAUCAUGACUCAGAUGGAUCACACCUAAAGACUUUAUCUGGUUAGAAGAAAGACUGUGGGUUUAUUCAACAAAGGAGUACUUUUUAAGGAUGUGGUCCAACUUAAAAACUACUGAAAUUUAAAAAUAGAAGUUCUUUCAAGAAAAAAGAAAACUUAUGAGGUCCAUUAUUUAUCACCCUGGGCCCUGGCAAAGUUUUUGCAGAUCCUUGAAUGUCCUUGAAUCCUUGCAGUCUUGAAAAGUUUUAAAUUAGUUUUAAAAUCUAAAGUCAUACAAUGUCUUAAAAGUCUUGUACAUUUUUGAUUGUGCUUAGACUGAUAUUUGUCUUAAAAUUUGGGACACAUGCUCCAUGUAGUCGGCUUGUAUCUUUUUUUAAGGAUAUGAUUGUCUACAAAAUACAGAAUAUUAAGUAAGUAUUCAAAAACCAUAAACAGAAGGAGAAGAAGAAGGGAAAAAAGGAAGCUCUCAAAAUUUGGUUGUGGAGUUUCUGUGUUAAUCAUCAUUUUCUCUGCUGUCUUUUUCUUCAUGAGGGUCUCAAUAAAGUCUUUUAUUUGAAAUUUAAAAGUGUGCAGCAAACCUGCAUAAAUCAACAUAAAAAUAGAAAAUCAUCUGAUACAUUUUGUCCAGAUUAUUCAUAAAUUGUGAACAAUAGGGGACCUAAUAAGGAGCCCUGCUGCACACCUUGAUGGGUGGUUAUAAUAUCAGAGCAUAGACCAUUGUGCCUAAUGCACUAAGACCAAUCAUUAAGAUAAUUAGAGACCAUCACCUGCAUCUUUAGAGUCCAGUCUGUGCUUUAAUAGCUCAUAGACGACUGCGUUGAAGCUUUAGACAAAUCAGGUAAGAGACUGUUAACAGGUUUUUAACUUUCUCGUCUUUUUGAAAUCUAACUUGGUUUAUAAACGAGAUAAAUUAAACAACUGUGCCUACAUGAGGAACAUCAUAACAUUUAAGGGAUAAUGAUGUAUUUUAAUGUCUGCUUUUCCACAUCUGUUGAUAAGAUUUGUCUGCAUCCUGCUCUGUCCAACACAGUCGACACAACGCUCUUGAUUUUGUAAUGGCAUGUGAAUGAUGAAUUUUGGACAGUGUGAGGUAUCUUUGUAAACACAAAUUGAGUCACUGCUUGUAAUGCUGUUGGAAAAUUUUAUGUUUCACCACCUUUGGGUGUGAGGAAGGCACCACGUUGCUGCUGUGAUAGUGAAACAAAGGGUAUGUACAGCACACUGUAGAUGGUCAUGAGUUUGUCUGUAAUGACUGAACUUUAACUCUAAUAACCUUUAUAUUUACUGUAGCUCCCUCUGCGUCUGCUACUCUCACAGAUUUGAAUUUCAUUUUUUUGUUACAUUGUGAAUCCAUUCGUCACUAAUUUUUCAUCCAUCUCAUUAAUAUUAACCUGCAUUUGACCUACACUGCACCUUGUGUGGCUGAAGUCUUCCAUUGAUCCAUGUUUGUCUCACAGAGCCAUUAAAUCACUGAUGGCUUUGUAAGAAUCACCCAGACUGCAGCCCUCUGUAGUGAUCAAUAUUGUGUCCUAUCACAUAUUGAUGGCUUUAAAUGCUAUCAGGAGCUGUUAUGAACCUAUUGUGUUUAUUUGUGCACGUCUGCAGAGUUUCGUUCGCCAUCCCACCUCAGCGGGUUGAACCGGGCGGCGUCCCUGAGCGGAGCCGACAGGACGGAGUCACUCUCUGUCAGCGGCAGCAACAGCCAGCUCAACAAUAGCAUCCCAAUGCAGCAGUACACACCGGACUUCUACGUCAGAGCGCUCACAGACCUGCAGUUUGUCAAGGUGGGUAUUAAGUUAAAGCUCAUGACCAGUUCAUGAACCAAAAUCAAAUCAAAAUUUCAAACUUAUGUUAAAAAACAAAGUAUUGCAAAAGCCAAAAAUGUGAUGGAACUAUCGCGAGUCAUUGUGUUGUCAUGUAUCUCCUCUCACUCAUUACUUUAACGCUCUUUUUUUCCUUCAGAUCACACGGGCUCAGUACCAGAACGGGCUGAUAGCAUCCCGUCUGGACAGCACACCUCAGUCCCCAGAGAGCGGCCACAACACGGCCCGUCUAGAUCCCAUCACUCCCCCCUCCACCACCACCAACAUCCCCAUCACGGACCUGGGAGCCGACUCCACUCCGAUGGAAAACGGGCCGGACGAGACAACGCUCCUCCUCCUGAACGAGCAGAACUCUCCGCACACAGCAAACCACCACAGCCAGAUGGAGAACAGCAUCUGACACCUCCCCCCAUACGUGUUUCUGCUACGUUUGCACGCAUGCACUACUACGCCGAAUGUAUGCUGAGGAGGGGAGGAGUAUGUGUGUGUGAGUCAGUGUGUGUGGGUGAGAGGGGGAUAGGGAUACAUGCUUUUGCACAGCAGGCAAAGCAUACAGAGACAAGCCAUGUGCAUGCAUGUUCUGUAAAUAUGCAAGAACUUCAUACAGAAAGAUAUGCCAAAGUGUUUGUUUCCCAUCAUAAACAAACACAACACUUAUCUACGAGUGAAAGGAGUAUCUCUGUGUGUGUGUGUGUGUGUGUGUGUGUGUGUGUGUGUGUGUGUGUGUGUGUGUGUGUGUGUGUGUGUGUGUGUGUGUUUGUAUAUGUGUGUGUGUGUGUGUGUGUGUGUCUGCACGUGCUCCUUAUUGUAUUAACUGUCAACAAACAUCUGAAGGACCAGAAAGCUCCUCCUUUCUCUCUCGCCCAUCAACAUUUCCUGCAGCCUACGAGUUUCCUCCUCUUUCUGUAUGCCUGUGUGUGUGUGUGUGUGUGUGUGUGUGGGUGUGGGUGUGGGUGUGGGUGUGUGUGUUUUUAAAUGUGUGUGUGUGUGUGUGUUGCUCCCCAUUUCUUGUCCCUACUCAGAGACUCAGGGAGACCCCGCCUUCCCCCAUCCCCAAACCUGUGUGCCGCAUGUGUAGCAGCCUGUGCCCCCUCCUCAACAUCCAUACACCUAGAAGACAAAGAUGACCUGAGCAUGUCCGCGGAGUUCAAACAAAGUAAUAUAUGUUCCUUUAAAAUCUAUAACCAGAUAUUUAUUGAUGAAUUCUGUGCCAGACGGACCCACUUUAGAUUCCUACUGACUCUUUUUUUCUCCGUGUAGGGAAUUGUGGGAAGGGUUUGGUGUGGAUUAAUUAGAUGAUAUUAGUUUAUUUCUCUUCUUGUUUCCUGAUUAGCCCGGAGCCUUUAUCCCAGAGCUGUUAAUAGGUUGAGCAGUGAUAGACAGCCUGUCUGUACCGUGAUUAAGACAAUCAGUCCGAUCGUAAUGAAUGUGUAAAACCAAAUGUGUAGGGUACGUACACUGUCGUCGUCCCUCUUCCCUCUGUGAUCAACUGUUUCAGAUAAAUCCUGUAAGAAUGAGUCACUCAAAGGUUGUAGGUGUUUGCUUACUUCAUAAAAGAGGGUGGGUCAUGUAUGUGUGUGUGUGUGCGCACGUGUGUGUCUUUGUGACCAAAAUAGCCGUCACCAAAGCUGACGGCAGCAUAAACCAAAAGAGGGAAGCUUUAUCACAUUCUGAUUAGAAAAUCUGCGACUUUUAUUUAUUGAGUUCUGUAUGUGUACAUAUCUUUGUUGAUAUUGUCAAAUAUUGGAGAGGAAAUGUAAUUUUUUUUUUGUCGCAUUGUGUGAUUUUACCCCUUCAAUGAUCUUUUGCAUUUAUUGAUUAUUUUUUGGGUGUCUUUUUGCUCUUUUUUAAAAUUCAUCAGAAGGGGGUCACUGUCUCGCCACAGAGUAUUAGGGCCAUUAAAGUUUAAGCGUAUGAAAAGAAACUCGUACAUUCACUUGAUUAGUUACAAAUUUACUUGAAAGUUACAAAUGUACAGUGGUAAGCUCAUAAAGUUAUGAGAGUAAAGUUUUUAUUUGACAAAAGUUAAAGCUGAAGUCUGAAAUUUACAAACUUAAAGCUCCCGUGAGGAGUUGUUUUGACAUUUUUGAAACAGACUGUAAUUCAUACUGAUGAUUUUUAUUAAUUUCCUAAAGAAAACAAGACCAUCACUGACAAGUCUGGGGAACAUUUUAUAGUAAUUCUUUAUGCCAAACUGGUGUGGGAGGAUAAGGUUACUCAAGCCCACAUGUAGAUUAACCAAAGCCAUAAAUUAUGACUUAACAGAGUUUCAACCUUUAUCUCAUAAAUUAAGAGUCAAUGUUAGAGGUUUUUAUCAUAAAUUUACGUCACCUUCUUAAAUUACAACUUAAUCUUAUCAGUUUACAAACAAAUUAUCUUUAAUCUACAACUUGAUCCUGUAAAUUCCUGACUUUAAUCUCGCAGAUUUACAGUGUUAUUCUUGUAAAUUUAUAAUCCUGUAAAUUCAUGUCUGUAAUGUUGCCAAUUUACAACUUUCUUCUCAUUAAUUAAUGGCUUUUCUCGAGGAUUUUGUCACAUCCGUUUACAGCUUCAUUCUUGUAGAUUUAUUACUUUUCUUUUAACCCCUUCGCUCUUGUAAACAUACGACUCUAUUCCCAGAGUUUGGGGACUUUUUCUUUUAUAUGACAACUCUCAUAAAGUAAUGACUUUACAACAUUACUCUGGUAAAUUUAGGAUUUUAUAUUGUAAAUUAACAGUUUUAAUCCCAUAAAUGUAUAACUUCACCAUGGAAAAGUUACCACUUUUCUCAUUCUGGUGUUACUCCUGUAAAAUCUUAACUUUAUUUCUGUAAUUUUGGGACGUUCUCUGUCAUGACUUUACUCUCAUAAAUUUACAGCUUCAGUCCUUAAGGUUUGACUUAAUUCGAGUUAAUGCUCGAUUUAAGACUGUUCUCAAAUCUGUUUUUUUUUUUCACUUGACUUGGCCUUAAUCCUCUGUUGUACUAUCAAAUUGAACUUAAUUUUUUUUUGUUUGUUGUGUCUCUGCAGCCAAGCAUACCGUUUAUCCAGGUGUCAGCCAAUUUAAUGGGAAACAAUUUUGUACAUUUUCAGAUUAUCACAACCUUUUUUUUUUUGGUUUCACAGAAAUGCAUGCACUCCAGUUAUAUUUUACUGUAAGCUUUGGAGAGAUCUAAAAGGGUAAUCAGUCCUAAAACUCAGAAACUUUGAUACUUGUGACGUUUCUUCAUAUGAUUUCUCGUGGAGCCAUGGUGGUGUUUUAGUUUUCGUUUUUUGUGAUGUACAACAACAAAAGUGAAUCACACAUUAAGAUUUUGUCCCACAAACAAAAGAGAAACAGCUGCUUUGUGUGGGACACCCAGUGUAGGGACUGAUUCCUAUGCUAACACUAACUUCAUGCUCCAGAGUGCAUUGCUGCCACAUGAAAAAAUGAAUUAUUUAGUAAAAAAUAACAUAUCUCAACAUAUUUUCUGUUCUGCAUUGCUAUCGGUACAACGUAAAUCCAAAAUAAAUUCAAGGAGUUCUUAUCUGCUUCCCAAACUCUGUCAAAAGGGAUUCUGGGAAAUGGUAGUGCAUAGAUGUAGGGAGGUUGUAGAGCCAAAAAAAUUAAAUUUGAACAGAAGCAUCAGUUAUUAUGACUGACUGUUUUUUAGAUGUUAAUUUAGAUGUUUUCUUCAAAGUCCCUGUGUUCCUUAGAAAAACACUACGUCUUCCACACUAACUCAUUCACAAGCUACUAAAUCACCGAUCCUCAAAGAAACAGUCUGUGUGAAAGCAGAACUACUAAGGACCUGUAUUUACUUCAUAGAUGAGGGCAUCCUCCUGUCAUUAACUUGGAAAAUUUUGUAGCACUUUUAUUUUUGUUUUUCAGUAGAAUCUGAAACCACCACCAGCUGACUCCUUUCUGGUUUUUCACACGAACUAAGGAUGACUUGGUCUUUUGAGAUUUGUCACACGAGAGGAACUUAACUGUCACAGCCAUUCUGGAAAAAAACAAGGAUGUAUUUUUAAAUCAAAGAAAAAUCUGCAUCAACACAUGAGAGACAAUCAGUGAUGGAGGGCAGCACCUCCUACAAGUCCUACAAAUGUUUGAGCUGGAUUUGAUACUUGGUCAGUUAAAUUAUUCAGUUAUUUUGCAUUCAGUCUGUUAAAUUGACAUUUAGUCAUUUGAUUCAAACCUAAAAUUGGAAAACAAGUAUGGAAAAAAAGUGAAAUCACAGCAGGCUAGGUUUAGGUUGUUUAGGUUAUCACAUUAAUUCAGCCAAGAAUGCAAAUUUGAAUAUCAGCCUAGGCUGGCAUACGAGUGAUGGGUUAGUGAAGCACAAGGGCCUCCAAAAGUCAGAUUUCUAUGAUCUUAAUAUGAAUUCUGAGAUGAAGUUCAUACUUGUGAAAUCAAGUCAGAAUUUUGUAACUAGGGUCAGACUUUUAAGAUUAAAGUCAGAAUUCUGAGAUAAAUCUCUUAAUCUUAGUGAUGUCUGGUUUUAGUCAGAAUGUGGUAAAAUAAGAUGAAAUCCUGAAUUUGAGUCGGAAUUACAAGAAUUUCAAAAAAGGUAAGAAUUCGAUCAAAAGUCAGAAUUUUAUGAUUAAAGUCAGAUCUUUAAAUAAAAGACAGAGUUCUGAUAUUAUUUCCAAAGUUAAUCUCAGAAUACAGGGAUGAUAGAAUGGUAUGAAUUGGUCAAAAUACUGUCAUUAAAAUUUAAGUUCUGAAUUUGAAGUCAAAGAAAAAGGUUUGAGAAAGUAAAAAUUCUGGGAAAAUAGGUCAAAAUUCAGAGUAAAAAGCCACAGUUCUAGAAUUCAGAACUCAAAUUCAAAAAAAUUUCUUUCUAAAAAGAAAAAAAUAGAAAGAUUAGAUGGAAUUUAUUUUCCUUCUCUGACUACAGAGAUUCAAAUAAAACCUUAGCUCCAAAUUUUAGAUAAAGCAGCACCUAUAUUGUACUUUAUAAAUAUAGUCAGUUUUUUUUUCUUAUAUGAGAACUCUGUUUAUGAGAAAAAGAGCUCAUCAGCUGCUGUUAUUAGAAACAAAAGCACUUCAUGAAAGAUACAAGUGUUUUCCCAGAAAAAGCCACAGAUUUGCCAAAGUUGUUGGCUCAGUGGUUGUGUUGUAAUAUCCCUAUUGAGCAGGAUUUCAAAAUCAGAUCUCCUGUGGCUCUUAAACAUGACACUGCUGUCUCUCUCUCUCUCUUUCUCUCUCUCUCCCUCUCUCUCUCUCUCACUAAUAAUGAAAAGAGGAACUCACAGACUCCAGGUUGUUUUCAUGCUCAUUCCUAAUUUGAUUCACACACACUCCUAUUUCAAAUGACUGUUUUUGUUGGUUGUUGUUCAUGUGUGUGCCUGUGCUUAUGUUGGAGGACCCCCCCCCCCCACACACACACACACACACACACACACACACACACUCACACUUGUUUUAAAUUGUUCUGGGUUUGGGCUCAUCAUGUAUGUGUGUGUUUUAGUGUGAAUGUCAGUGGAUCAAGUCUGUUUCUUGUUUUUGUACCUCAGAACAGAACACUGUCAGUAAUUGUGGGAAACAAAAAUCUUUUUUUAUUUGUUCUUGAGUUUGAUUUGGGAUCAGAGCGAAUGGGGCGAUCGAUGUCGAGUUUUAGGGGGAAGAAAGUGAUCGUCCUUCAUUCGCUCUGGCAUGCUUUAAGUUAAAAUAUUUCAACAGAGAACCAAGGUGUAAAUACUGUUUUAUAAUUUCUGUCUUAAUGAGUUUUGAAGACAAAGAAGUUAUUAAUAAACCUGAGAUAUAUUUCUCUAUGGAUCUUU
Messenger RNA from Xyrichtys novacula (pearly razorfish), 44838 nucleotides. The record is from the annotation of a GenBank genome assembly. NCBI's taxonomy places the organism in Eukaryota, Metazoa, Chordata, Actinopteri, Labriformes, Labridae.